AACAAGAGAAAAAGCGAGAGAGACAGAAGAGAAGAGAAGAGAUCAGCUGGCGGAUGGGGGCAGGGAAGCGGCCGGUGUCUUGAUCCAGGCAAGAUCCGAUGGGCGGCGGUGGGGCGCACGAUCCGGUGAACUGCAAGGCGGGGGGAAAAAGACAAAAGUUUGCGAAUGAAUGGGGUUUACAGCUGGGGAAUCCCAUUCAGGAGAGGCGGGGUGGCGAAUUCUCCCACGAUCUUAAGCUGGGAGCGUGUGGGGCGAGGAUGGGAAUGGGUUUGGUUUGAUGCUGAAUGGGGCUUGAUCGGGGAUCCGCAACAGAAAUCAUUCAUAUACGGAUCUGCUGUGGCUGGAGAAGGGCCUGCAAGGGAGCCGGGAGGGUCGCGUCGACUUUUCCUUUUGGCCUCCGUUAAGGUUUCCAGGUAUGGAUACUGUAUUUUUGGAGAGUUGCACACGCAGAAAGGACUUUCCCUCCGGGGUGGCUGCCCAGCGCCCACCCCCCUUCUCCUAGCUGCACCGGCGAGAGAAGGCGAACCUGAUGGAAUUUUCCCCGCUCGGCAGCCCUUAAAGAUACCGGAGCCCAAGCGGCUUUUAUGACCCGGAGUUAUUUUUUUAUAUAUAUUUUUAUGGCUUUGCAAUGAGGUUGGGUGGAGAGGGGACGCCUUAGUUUCUCGAUCGCUGGGGGGGAAAGGGGCGGAUUUCUUCCUGCCAGCGUUAAUUCUUUGCAAAUUUGCAAAAGGCGCAAAAGAAAUCGAGGGGGUGGUUUCGGCGGGGCAAAUAACUCAGUGCCUACCGAAGGAAAAGUGGAGGAGGGCUUUUGUUCGCAUCCGCUUUCGUUCUCUGCCGAGCUUGCCGGCUGCUUUGAACCACAGCUUGGUGCGCAAGAGAAGCUCUUCGCAGCAUUAGCGCCUGCACGUCUGGCUGCUGGUCAAAGCGAAAAGAGCAGAAUCGCGCUUUGCUCCGAUCCAUUGGUGAAAACCUUGCUUGCAAUCCUAGGAAUGUUUCAGCCGUGCGGCUCUUCUGGUGCCAGCGUUGGAUUUUCACAGAAUCUCGCUAAUUUUUGUGGCUUUGGGUGUGUGUGUGUGUGUGUGUGUGUGUGUGAGAGAGAGAGAGAGAGAGAGAGAGAGAUUGAUUCAUCUUUUUGGGGGAGGGAGUGUUGUGUUGCAUUUGUGCAUCGGUUUUAUACCCCGCUUUUCCUCCCAAAGGAACUCAGAGCGACGAACACACCGGCAUUUCGACAACAGCAAAACCAAAAAAUAGUUUGAUGCAAUGGCUGGGUAGGAUUAGUUACUGCUCUGGCCAACAGCCUGUGACUUUGAAGCUGUUCCUUUGUAUUAUGUAUAUUUAGGGGCUGGAAAGGAGAGAGGAAAUAAGUCAGGUUUUGCAGUUCUAACAGGUUUUGCAUCCCCACUAGGAAAUUCUUCCCUUCUCCAAAUGGUGAGGUAGCGCUGCUAAGUAGUUACCUUCAUUACUGGGCUUUUCACUGGCCUUAGCUUAGGCUGUGUAGACACCCUAAUCUUAAGGCACACAAAUUUCGCAAACAGUCCUGGGCACUGCAGUUUAUCUCUUAAGGUAAAGGGACCCCUGACCAUUAGGUUCAGUCGUGGCUGAUUCUGGGGUUGCGGCGCUCAUCUCGCUUUAUUGGCCGAGGGAGCCGGCGUACAGCUUCCGGGUCAUGUGGCCAGCAUGACUAAGCUGCUUCUGGUGAACAAGAGCAGUGCACGGAAACGCCGUUUACCUUCCCGCCGGAGCAGUACCUAUUUAUCUACUUGCACUUUGACGUGCUUUCGAACUGCUAGGUUGGCAGGAGCAGGGACCGAGCAACGGGAGCUCACCCCGUCGCGGGGAUUCAAACCGCCGACCUUCUGAUCAGCAAGUCCUAGGCUCUGUGGUUUAACCCACAGCGCCACCUGCGUCCCUUAUGGAGCUACAAUUCCCAGCACCCGUAGCAAACUACAGUUCCCAAGAUUCUUUUGCAGGAAGCAGUGUCCUUUAAAUGUGUGAUGUGUAGGCACUCUGCUUUUCCUUCUCCUCUCCUUCCCCUCUCUUCUGAGGAUUGGUCAGCUAUUCCAUGCUUGCACCUUUAGGAACAAAUAAGUCUUUCUAGAGAUAUUCUCUUGCCUCUUAAGCAGGGAUUUCUGGCCUGGGGAAAAAUGGAUUCCUUUUUAUAGAACUGAUGAUGAACUGGUCUGUGAAUCAAGUUGCAGCUUCUGAGGAAGGGUUAUAGCUCAGUGGUAGAACUCUUGCCUGGUACAUAUAAAGUCCCAGGUUCAAUCCCCAGCUAUGGCUGAGAGAGUUUCUCUGCCUGAAAUCUUAAGAACUGAUAGUUGGUGUAGACAUUACUGAGUCUGAUGGACCAAUAGCAGUUUCCUGUGUUCCCUCUGUCCUUUCUGGGACUUUUAAUCCACUGCUUCUUUGCAGCAUGGCCCGUCUGCUCAGCCUUAGCUGCCUCCUCACCCUAAGAGAGGGCACUUCCAGACAACCUGUUUAUUGAGCAUGCACACUGAUUUGCUGGCAGGAAGCUGAGGUGACAAGUUGCAUCAGAUUCAGGUCACACCUCCCAGUGCAUGUCCUCCACCACUUUCCUUGUUGCAAAACACCCAGGCUAUCUCCACGUUGCAAGCAAUUAUAAUUGUGCAACCUGCAUUUGGUGGGAUGCGAUUGCAUCCCAGUCCCCAAAAAACAACUCCAAAAACUGGCGAGUCCACAAUUUGUCAGUGACAAAUGUAGAGGCAUGGGAGAAACUCUGGGAUCUGACCUCGGAAACUUCACAUGAGAUGGGAAGGACUUUCCCCAGGGCUGUAGCCAUGGAAUCAGAUGCAGCAGGUCAGUUGUCGGUGAAGUUAACUCUUCAAAGAAACGACACACAACUUGGCAACACUUCACAGUAGGUCUUGCCCUGUGGAGCAGGUCCCUGCCCUCCGCCCUUUCUAAGGCUCCUCCUCUCCUGGAUGUUUCCCAAGCAGUCUCAAACUGCCUCCCUCUAGCCUCUGUUCUGCCCUCCUCAAUAUUCAGCACGUUCUUCGAAACCAGGGUGGAGGUGGGCUUGUCGCAGGAGGAGAGGGAGACCCCCCUGGAUUCUUCAGCAGUAUCCUGAUUCCUCUCCUCUGCUUCAGCCUCAGAGUCUGAACAGCUCCCUGUCACAUAUUCCUCCUGCUCACUAAACCCUGUUGCUCCUUCAGCUUCUGGAACCUCCUCUCAAUUUUCCCCUUCUCAUUGGUGUCCUGCCGCCAAUCCCUGGGCUCUGAGCCUUCCUCCUCUGGGGCUUCCCUUGGGGGUCCCCAGCUGGUGCCUCCCACCACUCGUGUUCUUCCAGCCAGUCCCUGACAGUGGGGGACUGGCCCCCUCAACAAAAUGCCAAGCUAUAAUAUCUUCUGUGCGUUCUCAGCUUUCAUCUUUAAAAACUCUUACUUACUGAGAAACCAGGAAAAAUAUGUUCGCUGCGUUCUACUUGGUAGAGAGUAAAGGGGCAAAUGUCCCUCCCUCCAGAUGUUUUUGAAUUCCCAUCAACCCCAGCCAGUGGCUAUAGCUAAAGGAAGCUGGAGUCCAGCAACAUCGGUGUUUUGUCAAUAAGUGUGAAGAAACCGGGGGGAAUGACCGGUACUUGGAACAUUGGUUUCUAAUUCCAGAAUUGAAUAGAUAAAAUAACAUUUGAACUUAACUGGAGUGCACACGUUUUCUUGCCACCACUGGUUUUGCAUGGGCUUUGUCCUGGGUCAAUAGGUGCGCAACAACUGUGCAACAUUUCUGUGGCCGUUUGUGGUUAUGGACCUAAAUUCCCUACACAUUAAAAACAGCAACAAGCAUCUGAUAUCAGCCCUGCAUUACGAAAAAGCAAGAUCCUGUACUGUGAGCAGUAUAAAUUUUGCACAUUGAAAUUAUUUUUCAUAACUCUGUUUUAUUUGCACAAAAGAACAGCUAUGAUUUUGCCCUUUUUUUUACUCCUCCUGAGACACCUGCAUGCGAUUUGUGCUCACGUGCUUUCAAGCAGAGUAUUUGCAGCUAAAGACUUGCUCUGGGACCACCUUCUGUAUUCUGUGCUACAGCAGUAUUUAUUUACUAACUUAGUGCAUUCAUACCCCCUUUUUUUCCCCCAAGGAGCCCAAGGUGGCACGUAUGGCUCUUCGCCCUUCGUUUACUUCCCACAACACCCCUGAGAGGUAGGUUAGGCUGAGAGGAAAUGACUGGCCUGACAUCACCCAGCGAGCUUUGUGGCUGAGUGGGGAUUUGGCCCUCUAGUCUCCCAGGUCCUAGUCUGACACUUUUACCCCUGUGCUGCACUGGCUUGCACCCUGGGUGCAAUCCGUACUAUGGUAGCUCAACAUCCACCUUCCAAGGGGGUUGUUUUACUGAGCAGUAAAUAAAUGAAGGGAUGUGGGUGGCUCUGUGGGUUAAACCACAGAGCCUAGGACUUGCCGAUCAGAAGGUUCGAAUCCCCGCGACGGGGUGAGCUCCCGUUGCACGGUCCCUGUUCCUGCCAACCUAGCAGUUCGAAAGCACAUCAAAGUGCAAGUAGAUAAAUAGGUACCACUCCAGCGGGAAGGUAAACAGUGUUUCCAUGCGUUGCUCUGGUUCACCAGAAGUGGCUUAGUCAUGCCAAUAAAGGGAGAUGAGCACCACAACCCCAGAGUUGGCCACGACUGGACCUAAUGGUCAUGGGUCCCUUUACCUAAAUAAAUGAAGGAGCGUCUCCACCCCCAUCGUCCAGCCCAGACACUGAGGUCCAGCGCCGAGGUCCUUCUGGCAGUUCCCUCACUGCAAGAAGCAAGGUUACAGGGAACCAGGCAGAGGGCCUUCUCGGUAGUGGCACCCGCCCUGUGGAACGCCCUCCCAUCAGAUGUCAAGGAAAUAAACAACUAUGUUACUUUUACAAGACAUCUGAAGGCAGCCCUGUUUGGGGAAGUUUUUAAUGUUUGAUGUUUUAUUGUGUUUUAAUAUUCUGCUGGGAGCCGCCCAGAGUGGCUGGGGAAACCUGGCCAGAUGGGCAGGGCAUAAAUUUAUUAUUAUUAUUUUAUUAUAAAGUUGUUUACGUGGUCAUUGGGACACAUGCAUGGGAAGAGGCAACUGAACACCUCUGCCCCCAUCUCCUCUUUUGACUGCCGUAAACUAAUGUUUAAAGAGUCAUAUUUUUGUUGGUGGGAAAAUACUGCAAUCCUACUCCCCCCCCUCAACUGGCACCCAGGAUAUGAUAUGAUAAUUUUAAUUGCUGUUUUAACUGUUGUUCCAUCUUAAUGGGGUUGCAUUAUUGCACAUUUUAAUUAUGGAUGUUGCAAUAUUUUGAUGGAAUUGUUCUAGCAUGUGUGUUGCAAUUGGUUUUAUACCUACUAAGAAGAGGUUUGGGGACAGGGGUGGCGCUGUGGUCUAAACCACUGAGCCUAGGGCUUGCUGAUCUGAAGGUUGGCGGUUCGAAUCCCCGCGACGGGGUGACCUCCCGUUGCUCGGUCCCUGCUCCUGCCAACCUAGCAGUUCGAAAGCACAUCAAAGUGCAAGUAGAUAUAUAGGUACCGCUCCGGCGGGAAGGUAAACGGCGUUUCCGUGCGCUGCUCUGGCUUCGCCAGAAACGUCUUAGUCGUGCUGGCCACAUGACCCGGAAAAACUGCAGACAAACGUUGGCUCCCUCAGCCUAUAGAGCGAGAUAAGUGAGCAACCCCAGAGUCAUCCGUGACUGGACUUAACUGUCAGGGGUCCUUUACCUUUACCUUUUUUUAGGAAGAGAUUUUGGCACUCUGAAGACAUAUGGUCCACCCACCUUUCUGAAGCUAAGCAUCGUUGGGUCUGGUCAGUGCCUGGGUGCAUGACCUCCUUGGUAACCACAUGAACACCAUCUUGGGUUCCAUGAUUAAAGAAAGCGGGGGACAUACCGGUAAAUGCAAGAAAAUGAACUUCAGAAUAUUAUGUACACUUGCAUUGAUGGCUGAACUUUGCUUGGAAGCACCACUUGGCAUAGAAUCUCAGAGUUGGGUCAUUCCAAGGCUUAUCUAUUCCAACCCCUGGCAAUGCAGGCAUGAUUCGGUUCAGUGUGGUAUAGUGGUUAGGAUGUUGGACUAGGACUCGGGAGACCAGGGUUCGAAUUCCCACUAGGCCAUGAAGCUCACUGGGUGACCUCGUAGCCCAGGGGUCAGCAAACCUUUUCAGCCGGGGCCGGUUCACUGGCCCCCAGUCCUUGUGGGGGGGGGGCGGACUAUAUUUUAGGGAGAAAAUGAACAAAUUCCUAUGCUCCACAAAUAACCCAGAGAUGCAUUUUAAAUAAAAGGACACAUUCUACUCAUGUAAAAACACCAGGCAGGCCCCACAAAUAACCCAGAGAUGCAUUUUAAAUAAAAGGACACGUUCUACUCAUGUAAAAACAUGCUGAUUCCCGGACCGUCUGUGGGCCGGAUUUAGAAGGCGAUUGGGCCUGAUCCGACCCCCAUGUCGUAGCCAGACACAGUCUCUCCGCCUGAUUUGUUGUGAGGAUAAUCUAGAGAUGGAGAGCUCCUUGGAUAAAAAGGUGGGAUAAAAAUGCAAUAAAUAAUGAGGGUGAUGAAGAUGAGUGACCACAGCUAAAGAGCAGAUUGAGAGAUGGUGAGCUAACGGAAGGAAAAUGAGCCUCGAUAGCUCAGUUGGCUGGAGCAUGGUGCUGAUAACGCCAAGGUUGCAGGUUUGAUUCCCGUAUGGGGCAGCUGCAUCUUCCUGCGUUGCAGAGGGUUGGACUAGAUGACCCUCCGGGUCCCUUCUAACUCUGUGAUUCUACCAGUGUUGCCAUCUUGGCAGGGAGUUCCUGACAAAUGGCAGCUUGGCUGAACAAGCCUGGGUGUGAAAUGUCUGGAAGGAAGUUGUUUGGGAGGGACCAGGGCAGGGGCGAGGAACCAUUGGGCCUCCAGAUGUUGUUAUUAGUAUAAAAUAAUGUGUUUAUUUAAAUUUAUUCUAUCCUGCCCUUCCUCCUGAAGCUGCCCAGGGCGGGAGAUGCACACAUUAUAAAACAAUUAAAAGAUCUGAAAAGGAUCUUGUUGCUGCUGAACAACAUCUUGCAUCAGCUCACACAAGCAUACCCAACGGCUAGGAGUGACGGGAGUUGUAGUUUGAAUGAAUUUUAUUAUUUCGGUCACAGACCAGUUCCAGCCCACAUGCAAUAUCAAGGAAGUCAUAAAACACGAUAGGGAUACAUUUGAAUUUGAAAUUAGGUAUAACAGGGACAAAACGGAUAUAGCAACAGUUAAAAAAAUAUAUAAAUUAAAACUUGGUCACCAACAUACAGUGGUACCUCUGGAUAUGAACAGUUCCGGAGCCCCGUUCGCAUCCUGAAGUAAAUGUAAGACGUGUGUGCGUGGGUUGCAUUCCGCCGCUUCCGCACAUGCGCAUGACGUCAUUUUGAGCGCCUGCGCAUGCUCGAGCGGCGAAACCCGGAAGUAAUGCGCUCUGUUACUUCCGGGUUGCUGCAGAGCGCAACCCGAAAAUACUUAACUUGAAGCUACUUCAACCCGAGGUAUGACUGUAUAGCCUAAAAUGAUCAUUUAAGGCCUUAAUCAUUAUGAUAGCACAGCUUGUUCCCUAGGUUUUAUGGCAAUCGCACAGAAUUUGGCUACCCUUAACAUGAUCUCAGGAUCCUUGACGGGAGUUGUAGUUCAGUAACAUCUAGAAAAGGGACGCGGGUGGCUCUGUGGGUUAAACCACAGAGCCUAGGACUUGCCGACCAACGGGGUGAGCUCCCGUUGCUUGGUCCCUGCUCCUGUCAACCUAGCAGUUCGAAAGCGUGUCAAAGCGCAAGUAGAUAAGCAGGUACCGCUCCGGCGGGAAGGUAAACGGCGUUUCCGUGCGCUGCUCUGGUUCGCCAGAAGCAGCGUAGUCAUGCUGGCCACAUGACCCGGAAGCUGUACGCCGGCUCCCUCAGCCAAUAAAGCGUGAUGAGCGCCGCAACCCCAGAGUCGGCCACGACUGGACCUAAUGGUCAGGGGUCCCUUUACCUUUUACCUUUAACAUCUGGAAAUGGAAAAAAACAAAACAAAACCCAAAUUAAGAGAGGGCAAAUCCCACUGGGUUCUUCUGUGUGUUUGCUUUCUGGCACUCUUGUGGUGUCUUGUUUCCAUCAUCCACCCAAGAAUAAGUAUCUUAACACUUAUUUUAUGCUUUCUCUUUGGGACAAUCUAGAAAUAUGCUUCGCUCGCUGCCUGCAAACCCCCUCUUGCUUCUGAAUCUGUGUGGCUGAUUCACUGUUUCUCCAUGUCGGUGUGGGUUCGGCGAGUGUGUUGUUGCUGUUAAUUUGGCGGGUGGCUCCAUGCCCCGUCUUGCUUACUGUUGCGUGCCUCUGCUGAGCCAGCUGUAAUGUUUCACUGGAAGGGAACAGAUAUGAUUCGGGCAAAAGGAAGCAAAUUGAAGUGCCACUGAUUUUGGCAAGAGACUGGCAAGGAGAGGGAGCAGUGGAUGAAGCUUUUGCUGUACCACCAACGCUGGGAAAUGAGAGAGUGUGCAAGGCACAAAAGCGCAACCCCCGUUUUGAUUCUGUGCCCAGUUUCAGGUGCUUCUUUAGACUUUUAAUGAUUCGGGAUCUGGGGGUGCAGAGGACUGCAUCCCGCCCACAAGAGGCUGCUUGUAUGCUGCGGAUGUCAUACGCUCUGUCCCCACCUCACCCCAUCUGAGAUGCGUAGAAUCAUAAAAUUGUAGAGAUGGAAGGGACCCCACAGGUCAUCUAGACCAACCCCCUGCAAUGCAGGAAUCUCAGCUAAAGCAUCCAUAGCAGAUGGCCCUCCCACCUAUGCUCAAAGACCUCCAAGGAAGGAGAGUCCAGAACUUCCCAAGGUUGAAUCACUGUUGAACAGCUCAGAAAGUUCUUCCUGAUGUUUAGGCAGAAUCUCCUUUAUUGUACAGUGGAUGCUCAGGUUGCGAACGUGAUCCAUGCAGGAUGCACGCUCGCAACCUGCAGUGUCCGCAACCCACAGCAGCGUGUCUGUGCAUGCGCGGGUUGCGAUUUGGCGCUUCUGCACAUGCGCGACCGCCGAAACCCGGAAGUAACUCGUUCUGUUACUUCUGGGUUUUGGCGGUCCGUAACCUGAAAAAGAGCAACCUGAAGUGUCUGUAACCCAAGGUAUGACUGUACAGUGGUUUGUUGGGUUACAGGCGCUUCAGGUUACAGACGCUUCAGGUUACAGACACUUCAGGUUACAGACUCCGCUAACCCAGAAAUCGUACCUCGGGUUAAGAACUUUGCUUCAGGAUAAGAACAGAAAUCGUGUGGCGGCAGCGGGAGGCCCCAUUAGCUAAAGUGGUGCUUCAGGUUAAGAACAGUUUCAGGGUAAGAACGGACCUCCAGAACGAAUGAAGUUCUUAACCCGAGGUACCACUGUAUCUUGAAUCUGUUGUUUUGGAUCUAACCCUCCAGAGCAGGAGAAAACAAGCUUGCUCCCUCUUCCAUGUGACAGCCCUUGAGAUAUGUGAAGAAGAUAUCCUAUCUCCUCUCAGGCUAAACAUCUUCCAGGGUAAACAUACCCAGCUCCCAUGACCGUUCCCCAUGAGGCUGGCUUUCCAGACCUUUGAUCAUCUUGGUUGCCCUCCUCUGCACACCUUCCAGCUUCUCAAUCUCCUUCUUAAAAGUGCUGUUUUGCUAGAAAAGGAGCUGCCAGAACUCACCAUGAACGCCUCCCUCGUUCUCUAAUAAUGAACUGAGUUCUGGUGAGUUCUGGCUGCAAAAAAGCCCUGCUUCUUUUAUUUACUUACAAGUGUUGAACUAAUUGGCUGAUGAAAAAUUCAACGAAACAGUAGUUGUUAUCCAUAAACACGGUUCAGCAGAGUUGGACAUCAGAAUCGGACAUAUGCUGAUUAUACAAAGCUUCACGGCUUGCUCUCCGCCGGGUAAAGUCUGGCACCGUGAUUCAUUUAAGGACUUUCAGAGACUUCAGUUUGUUAGUUUUGAUGUUUUGAAUUAUUCCAUAAAGUUUUUCACAUUGUUCUUGUUUCUGGCCAUCGUGUUGCUUUUGAUAUUGCGCACUCUUUUAUAGUGACACCUAGAACUGGACACAGUACAGUGGACGCUUGGGUUGCGAACGUGAUCCGUGCGGGAUGCAUGUUCUCAAUUCACAACUUUCACAACCCGCAGCGCGGCAUCUGUGCAUGCAAGGGUCAUGAUUUGGCAUUUCUGCGCAUGCGCAAAGCGCAUUUUAGUGCUUCUGCACAUGCACGGGUGCCGAAACCCGGAAGUAACCCGUUGCAGUACUUCCGGGUUUGCCGUGGUGCGCAACCUGAAAACAUGCAACCUGAAGCGUUUUUAACCCGAGGUAUGACUGUAUUCCAGGUGUGGUCUGACCAAGGCAGAAUAGAGUGGGACUAUUAAUUCCCUUGAUCCGGACACUGAUCUGGACACUGUUGAUGCGGCCUAGAAUAUUUACAGAAUAUUUGAAAAAUUAUUGUACGCAACUUAAAGUCGUUGGUAGGGUUGACUUAACAUCGUGCAGUGAGAGUAACUUUAAUGGACUAUGAAGGAUAAUCAGAAAAAUAAAUUGGACUUUGAGAUGCAGAGGUAAAAGAUAUUGCAUUAGCAACGGCAGAAUGGGGGGGAGGGGGGCCGAGGGCAUGAAGUUUUGAACGAAAGAUGUAAUUUUGUGUUGAUGAUAAUGCAAACUGAGCAAAUUAAAAAUAAAACACUUUAAAGUAGAAUAAUAAUAAUAAAAAAAAUAGAAUAGCAUUUGCUUCAUUUGCUGCUGCGUUGCACUGCUGACUCAUGUUUAGGGAAGUUUUUAAUGUUUGAUAUUUUACUGUGUUUUUAAUAUCCUGUUGGAAGUGGCUGGGGAGGCCCGGCCAGAUGGGCAGGGUAUAAGUAAUUAUUCAUUAUUAUUAUUAUUAUUAUUAUUAUUAUUAUUAAUCAUGUUCAGCUUGUGGUCUACUAAGACUCCUAGAUCCUUUUCACAUGUACUGCUAGUAAAUCAGGUUUUCCCCAUCUUAUAUCUGUGCAGCUGUUUAUUCCUGCUUACGAAAGGCCAUAGCUCAGUGGUUGAGAAACUUUGCAUGCAAGACAUCUUAGGUACAAUCUCCAGCUUUCUGCCUGGAACCCUAAUCAGUGAGUUAGAUUAACCAAUGGGCCUGAUUCUGUCUGAGGCAGUUUCCCAAGUUCUUAUAUCAGGAUGUUCAUUUCAACAAGAGGUUGAGGCUGCAAUUCUGUAGCCAUUUGGGGGCACUUUGGGCUGAGUGGGACUUGCUUCCGAGUACAGUCGUACCUUGGAAGUCAAAUGGAAUCUGUUCCAGAAGUCCGUUCGACUUCCAAAAUGUUUGAAAACCAGAGCACGGCUUCCUGCAGCCAAUCAGAAGCUGCAGAAGCCUCAUCGGACAUUUGGCUUCCAAAAGAACGUUCGAAAACCGAAACAGUCUCUUCCAGGUUUUGAUUGUUGGGAGCCUAAACGUUCGAGAACUAGGCUGUUCGAAAACCAAGGUACAAAUGUAGACAAUAUAAGGCUAUUCUGCUAAAGAUUCAGGGCCUUAGCAAAAAAAUCUAUCUUGCAUAUAAAUAUUUAUCGUAGUCUUUCUUGGUCAUUAUUAAAAGAAAUAUGCUUUUGGGAAGAUGCAUGUUUUUCCUAGUGUAGCGCUGGUCUUUUUUUUUGUACUGUUUGCUAGGCUCUCCUGGGGUUUUGAAUUGUUCAUAUAUUUUUAAUAUUGUUAGCAUUUUAAUGAUAUUAUUCUGGGGGAUGGGAUGGAACGGAAGGUGCAGGAUAAAAAUAUUCUCAUAAAUUAGUAAUGGCAGUUUUGAGAUUAGAACGUUUUAGUAAUAGCAUAUUAUAUUGGAGUAGCAUUUUAAAAAGCAGCAACGCAUCCUUCUUUUAUGUGCAAAAGGCUCCCUGGUUGGCUUACAAGUACCCUGCUCUGGAGGACAGGACUCGAAGUAAUGGCUUCAAGUUACAAGAAAGGAAAUUAUGACUAAACAUCAGGAAGAACUUUCUGACAGUAAAAUCUGUUCAACAGUGGGACAGCUUGGAAGGUUGCGGACUCUCCUUCCUUGGAGGUUUUCAAGGAGAGGUCAGAGGGCCUUCCGGGGGUUCCCUCACUGCCAGAAGUGAAGGUACAGGGAACCAGGCAGAGGGCCUUCUCGGGUGGAAUGCCCUCUCAUCAGAUGUCAGGGAAAUAAACAGCUAUCUGACUUUUAGAAGACAUCUGAAGGCAGCCCUGUUUAGGAAAGUUUUUAAUGUUUGAUGUUUUAUCUGUUAACGGAGAAAUCUGAGGGCUCCCUUGCGCAAAAAACAAGGACACCAACCAGGAAUACCAGAGCAAAACAGCAGCCAGUAGGCUUGGUCUUUAUUGAAGACUGUCUUGACUGGACUCCUACCUACCACAAGAUGGAACAAGAUGGAAGCACAGAACAAAAGAGCCCCCAAACUUUUAUUAGCUGCUAAUCCCCAUGUUACACCCUCCCAAACUACAUCAUGGUUACAUCAUGGUUACAUCGUUUAAGGGGAGGUCUGGUGGCAGUAAUCUGAGCAUCCUGGACCCUGCCCCAUGGUUCUCCUUGCCCUCCACCAAACACUCAUCAAGUGUAACAAAAGAGAUAUUUACAUUUCCCUGUUUCCCAGCCAAGUUAAUCAUACCCUUUUGUCUUCAUCUGGGUUAGUUAUUUCUGGAAUGGCUACCUGUCUGGCACUCAGGUAUCAGGAUGCCAGGGAUUAUCACUCAGGCAGAUGGGCUGCUGAGUAGCUGAGCUCACAUGUCUAUAUGAAUUUCUGAAGUUUUCCCUGAGCCAGUACAUAGAGACAUUUAUCGGUGAAUUGUUACAUUUGGUAUCUUGCAGCAAAGGCCCUUUGAAUAGAUAGUAAGAAACUGUGAUGAAGUGUUUUGUGGGGAGAAAUCACAAAAGUCACAAAAGCGAUUGUGCUGAUUUUGGUAGUGGGCUGCAUGUGCAUGAUAUCUGCUGGAGGGGCAACCCCCCUCAACCUGUACAUAAAUUUCUGCAACAUACCACUUUUUAUCAUUAUUAAUAAUAUUCUGCUGGGAGCUGCCCUGAGUGGCUGGGGAAAUAAACAUGAUUGUUGUUGUUGUUGUUAUUGCUGAUGGUCUUGGUAGACCACUUAGAGAGCAAUCUUAAAACCAUUUACCUGGGAAUAAGCCUGGCUUCCUUUUCUGUAACCUUCUCCAGCUUGGAGGGCCACACCCUAUUGUGCGCAACCUUCAGGGGGCCACAUAGACACGGUGGGUGAUGCCAAAAACGCUCUACUCUCCAUUCAAACAAGUAAAGAGGGAUUAUCGAAGAUCAAAGAUGUAUUCCUUCCAGGUAUAGUCGGUAGAGGAAGAAGCCAGUGGGAGAGGCAAGUUGUACAAAGUCUCAAGGGCCAGAUAGGCAGGCCUGGAGGGCCGCAUCAGACACCCACCCACACCCUGGCUUUGAGGUUCCCCAUGCCUUGUGCUCUGUAAUCCUUUGCCUGGUGCCCUUUCUCCUUCUGCAGUUACGGAAGAAGUUUACCUGGUCACUGUGUGACUUUUUAUAAAUCUCUGUUAUGAUCUGUUUAACUGCCGGGAGUUCUUCUGCGUUCUGUCUUCUGCGUUCUUCUCAGGCUUUUGUUCCUGUGGCUGGGGGUUGUGCAGUAACUUUAAUUGGAGGGUGAGUCACCGAGGUUGGCAACAUGGCCAGAUGCCAGCAAGAAAGCAAUUAUAAGGGAGCAGAGAGGAAGCUCUCUCUGUCUCUCUGUCCCAGAGGACUGGCUGCUGAGGCCACAAGGGCAAAUGGGUGGCAGAAUAGAAUCAUGCCUACUCUGUUGAAUUGGAAGGGGACCCUGGGGUCAUCUAUUCCAACCCCUGGCUAUACAGUGGUACCUCGGGUUACAUAUGCUUCAGGUUACAUACGCUUCAGGUUACAGACUUCGCUAACACAGAAAUAGUACCUCGGGUUAAGAACUUUGCUUCAGGAUGAGAACAGAAAUUGUGCUCCGGCGGCGCGGCGGCAGCAGGAGGCCCCAUUAGCUAAAGUGGUGUUUCAGGUUAAAAACAGUUUCAGGUUAAGAACGGACCUCCAGAACGAAUUAAGUACUUAACCCGAGGUACCACUGUGCUGGAAUCUCGGCUAAACCAUCCAUGACAGGUUAAAAACCUCAGCUUAAAAACCUCCAACCAGUGUAGGAAGCUCAGGUUUAAAAGCUAAUUGUCAAGGGACACCUUAGGUUACGGUCACCACAACAGAAUGUCUAGGCGCCUUUCUCUCCCCCGCCCCCCAAAUGAAAUGUAUUAUUGAUAUUUAUUUGCUUGGAAGUAAGCCCCCGCCACCUCCAGAGGGGCUUUCUUGCCCUCGAGAAAGUGCGCCGCGGAUUGCAGCUCUCGCAGCAGGGCAGAAGCAAGGUUUGCUGCCCCGUGAGCUAGCUGAUCCGCAGGGCAGGGCAGGAGCAGAAGGCCACGGGUGCUGAGUCGUGCCUGACAUUGGGGUGUGUGUGUGUGUGUGUGUGACAUUAGGCAUGCAGCGCACAUGAUGCCACGAGCAUUGCAUGUUCUAUGCGCGAUCAAGGAGAGGCCGACCAGGUCUGUACAGCAUCUCUCAACACUGCCCGGCCCGGCAUGACAUCCAGGAGAAGCCUUGCAGAAGAAGAGGAGUUUGGAUUUGAUAUCCUGCUUUAUUACUACCCGAAGGAGUCUCCAAGCGGCUAAACUCUCCUUUCCCUUCCUCCCCCACAACAAACACUCUGUGAGGUGAGUGGGGCUGAGAGACUUCAGAGAAGUGUGACUGGCCCAAGGUCACCCAGCAGCUGCAUGUGGAGGAGCGGGGAAGCAAACCCAGUACCCCAGAUUACAAGUCCACCCCUCUUAACCACUACACCACACUGGCAGCCAGGGACAACAUCCUGCCAGGCCUCCUCAUGAUAUGUGUGGGGGGAGGCUGAGCCCCAUCCCAGCAGACAUUGAGGGGGCUGUAGAGGCCUCAGCCCCAUGGGGUUGGCGCCCCGGCACAAGACGCAUGCCUUUUGAGUGCAGCGCCUCAGCACCCCCUAGCCAGAUGGAGAUGUCAGUCGCUCAACAUAGCAUCCAGAGAUCUACCUGAAGGAGCAUCUCCACUCCCAUCUGCCUGGACACUGCGGUUCAGCUCCAAGGGUCUUCUGGUGGUUCCCUCCCUGCAAGAAGUGAGGUCACAGGGAACCAGGCAGAGGGCCUUCUCGGUAGUGGCGCCCAUCCUGUGGAACGCCCUCCCUUCAGAUGUCAAGGAAAUAAACAACUGUCUGACUUUUAGAAGAUAUCUGAAAGCAGCCCUGUUUAGGGAAGUUUUUAAUGUCUGAUGUUUUAUUGUAUUUUUAAACUUUGUUGGAAGCCACCCAGAGUAGUAGUAGUAGUAGUAGUAGUAGUAGUAGUAAUAAUAAGUUUUUAAUGUUUGAUGUUUUAUUGUGUUUUUUAAAUAUUCUGUUGGGAGCCGCCCAGAGUGACUGGGCAAACCCCAUACUAAGAAUCAUUUUACAGAAUUACAAUUCCAAUAGACACCCUCGAUGGUGGUGGAUGGUCGGCACAGCAAAGUACAGUACAGUGGAUGUUUGGGUUGCGCCACGGGUCAUGAUUCGGCACUUCUGCGCAUGCACAAAGCGUGAUUCAUGAGCUCCGAAACCCGGAAGUAACCCAUGCCGGUACUUGCGGGUUCGGCGCGGUGCACAACCCGAAAACACACAACCUGAAGCGUCUGUAACCAGAGGUAUGACUGUACAAGGAGAGACUUUGUCUGUGUGGGCAACCUUGUGUAGAGGAACUGUACCACUAUUUAUUGCAAUGCCUGCUAUGUACAGUGGUACCUUGGGUUAAGAACUUAAUUCGUUCCGGAGGUCCGUUCUUAACCUGAAACUGUUCUUAACCUAGAAUCAUAGAAUCAAAGAGUUGGAAGAGACCACAAAGGCCAUCGAGUCCAACCCCCUGCCAAGCAGGAAACACCAUCAGAGCACUCCUGACAUAUAGUUGUCAAGCCUCUGCUUAAAGACCUCCAAAGAAGGAGGCAGCACCUCACUCCUUGGCAGCAAAUUCCACUGUCGAACAGCUCUUACUGUCAGGAAGUUCUUCCUAAUGUUUAGGUGGAAUCUUCUUUCUUGUAGUUUGGAUCCAUUGCUCCGUGUCCGCUUCUCUGGAGCAGCAGAAAACAACCUUUCUCCCUCCUCUAUGUGACAUCCUUUUAUAUAUUUGAACAUGGCUAUCAUAUCACCCCUUAACCUCCUCUUCUCCAGGCUAAACAUGCCCAGCUCCCUUAGCCGUUCCUCAUAAGGCAUCGUUUCCAGGCCUUUGACCAUUUUGGUUGCCCUCCUCUGGACACGUUCCAGUUUGUCAGUGUCCUUCUUGAACUGUGGUGCCCAGAACUGGACACAGUACUCCAGGUGAGGUCUGACCAGAGCAGAAGACAGUGGCACUAUUACUUCCCUUGAUCUAGAUGAUAUACUCCUAUUGAUGCAGCCCAGAAUUGCAUUGGCUUUUUUAGCUGCCGCGUCACACUGUUGGCUCAUGUCAAGUUUGUGUUCAACCAAGACUCCUAGAUCCUUUUCACAUGUACUGCUCUCAAGCCAGGUGUCACCCAUCUUGUAUUUGUGCCUCUCAUUUUUUUUGCCCAAGUGCAAUACUUUACAUUUCUCCCUGUUAAACUUCAUCUUGUUUGUUUUGGCCCAGUUCUCUAAUCUGUCAAGGUCGUUUUGAGGUGUGAUCCUGUCCUCUGGGGUGUUAGCCACCCCUCCCAAUUUGGUGUCAUCUGCAAAUUUGAUCAGGAUGCCCUUGAGUCCAUCAUCCAAGUCGUUGAAGCACCACUUUAGCUUAUGGGGCCUCCCACUGCUGCGGUGCCGCUGCUGCGCGAUUUCUGUUCUCAUCCUGAAGCAAAGUUCGUAACCCGAGGUACUAUUUCUGGGUUAGCGGAGUCUGUAAGCUGAAGCGGAGUCUGUAACCUGAAGCGUAUGUAACCCGAGGUACCACUGUAUAGAAUGAAGAGACCGAUUCAUAAAACCCCUGCUUACGAAUGGAACACACUCAAACAGGGCGGAAAGGGUGACAUGGCUGCUGAGUGAUACUGAUGACUUUGUAACUUAUAAAGUAGCACUAUGUGCAUUGGCAGCUAAGAAGAUCAGGAAAAAGAACUAGAUAAAAUAGCGGUCAAUUGCAAAGGUGAUUCGGACAUUAAAGCUGGCACAUUCUACCUGAGACUGGGCAAACCCAGCCAGGUGGGCACGGUAUAAAUAAUAACUUCUUCUUCUUGUUGUUGUUGUUGUUGUUGUUUACACAUGGUUGCAACAUGACCCUUGGGGAUUUUGAAUACAGUGGUGCCUCGGGUUAAGUACUUAAUUCGUUCUGGUGGUCCGUUCUUAACCUGAAACUGUUCUUAACCUGAAGCACCACUUUAGCUAAUGGGGCCUCCCGCUGCUGCCGCCACGCAAUUUCUGUUCUCAUCCUGAAGCAAAGUUCUUAACCCAAGGUACUAUUUCUGGGUUAGCAGAGUCUGUAACCUGAAGCGUUUGUAACCUGAAACAUAUGUAACCCGAGGUACCACUGUACUGCCUCCGACGAAGGAGAGUCUACCAACUUCCAAGGGAGGCCAUUCCUAAGUCGAGCAGCACAGGUUUUUCUGUAAAACUCUGUCAGGGGUAGCGAAUCCACACAACUCCCACCAGCCCCAGCUAGCAUGCCCAUGGGUCAGGGCUGAUGGGAGUUGUAGUUCCACAGCAUCUGGAGUUUCCCACCCCUGCUUUUACGAUGCUAGAGAAGACUGACAUUUUUACGAGGGCAGUCAAGAUAUUGCACAUGAUAAUAACAAUAAUAAAUUUUUAUUUAUACCCCGCCCUUCCCGGUUCAGAAAACCAGGCUCAGGUUGUUAGGGCGGCUAACAACAAAUUUAGAACACUUAAUUGAUGCAGCAAAAAACAGCAUAAAGUACGGUAUAAAACGUGAAUAACAACACAGUAAAUUCAGAAUUCAAAAAUCAAUUUAGGGGGGAAAUCCAUCCAAUAAACAUUAGAUGAUCACCAGGGCUAGCUGGCUGAAUUAGUCCUACUUGGGCCAGCGAGGAGACCGGGGAGAAUUAGCUGUGGGAUCCCAGAGCGGGUAAUCUUCAUAAAAAGGGGAGAGGGAGGGAAGGAAGGGGAAUAAAAGAUCAGGCUAAGUUCAAAGACAUGAGCAUGCAUGUUUGUCUGAUAUUCCGCCCAAAUAUGCAUAUAAAGUAAGGUAAAGGGACCCCUGACCACUAGGUCCAGUCGUGACUGACUCUGGGGUUGCGGCGCUCAUCUCGCUUUGUUGGCCGAGGGAGCCAGCGUACAGCUUCCGGGUCAUGUGGCCAGCAUGACUAAGCCGCUUCUGGCGAACCAGAGCAGCGCACAGAAACACCGUUUACCUUCCCGCCGGAGCAGUACCUAUUUAUCUACUUGCACUUUGGCGUGCUUUCGAACUGCUAGGUUGGCAGGAGCAGGGACCGAGCAACGGGAGCUCACCCCGUCGCGGGGAUUCAAACCUCCGACGUUCUCAUCGGCAAGUCCUAGGCUCUGUGGUUUAACCCACAGUACCACCCGCGUCCCACAUAUAAAGUAGAUCAGCUAAUUAUAAUAUUAGCUAAUCAUAAUAUUAAUUAGCUUCAUUCUGUGCAAAGAAGGGAAAGAAGAGGCUACCGCUUUUGCUGGGUAAUCUUAUUUCUGCGCAGUCCCCUAUGUAAAGCGAGCUCGCAACUGACAACAUGUCUCUCUGUACUUUAUUUGCACUAGAUUGCAGUCGCACUUCUUUUACCAGGUUUUAAAGACAAGGACGGGGUUGGGGAGUGAAGGUCAGCAAAAUGCACGAGAGAGCCUGCCCUCUUCCCGUCCAAUCGCUGACUGCCUUUUACCCAGCGGGGGAGGGGAAGGCACUCUGUGCAUGUUCAGAGCAGCCCCUUUUUUGUGCACAGGGAGCUGGAGAGGGGUAUUGGCAGGUAGAGCAAGUGGAGGCGAGCAGAAACGCACACACCCUCCCAAGUAAUUAGAAAAGCAGCUCAGGUUAGCCAAAGGGCUGGGGAACAAAUCUAGACUCCUGUGCUAUUUGGUGCGGUUUUUGUUCAUUUUGCUAAACCGAACAGGCUGGACUCAAGACUUGCUUCCGGCUCCUUGGCAAUUAUGGACGCUAGAUUGAAGGGUCAGAGGCUGCCGUGAUUGAGAGUGAGGGAAUUCAAUUACAGUGGUACCUCGGGUUACAUACGCUUCAGGUUACAGACGCUUCAGGUUACAGACUCCGCUAACCCGGAAAUAUUACCUCAGGUUAAGAACUUUGCUUCAGGAUGAGAACAGAAAUUGUGAAGUGGCGGCGUGGCGGCAGCGGGAGGCCCCAUUAGCUAAAGUGGUACCUCAGGUUAAGAACAGUUUCAGGUUAAGAACGGACCUCCGGAACGAAUUAAGUACUUAACCCGAGGUACCACAGUAUCUUUAUGCAGGUUCUUGGGUGGUGUUUAAUAUUAUAGAGCAGAAAAGGCCUUCAACAAUUGAAGAAAGUCUCCGUCAUUAUGGAGGCAUCCUUUGUAGCUUUAUUAAGCACUGCAGGAAAUUUUCUUACAAUGUGUGUUUUUCUUUGGUUUUUGAAAGUUCUCUAACACGUCAAUAAAUAAACCAACUAGAACAGAGGAGGGGUAGGCUGGGCUGUUUUGUCUGUUCUAAAGGUUAAGGCAAAGGGACCCCUGACCAUUAGGUCCAGUCGCGGACGACUCGGGUUGCAGCGCUCAUCUCGCUUUAUUGGCCGAGGGAGCCGGCGUACAUCUUCCAGGUCAUGUGGCCAGCAGGACUAAGCCGCUUCUGGCGAACCAGAGCAGCGCACGGAAACGCUGUUUACCUUCCCGCUGGAGCGGUACCUAUUUAUCUACUUGCACUUUGACGUGCUUUUGAACUGCUAGGUUGGCAGGAGCAGGGACCGAACAACGGGAGCUCACCCCGUUGCGGGGAUUCGAACUGCCGACCUUCUGAUCGGCAAGUUCUAGGCUCUGUGGUUUAACCCACAGCGCCACCCGUGUCCCACAUUAGUCCUACACCCUGCCUUUUAGCACUUUUCAUUACAAGUUGAGUGCUAAAAACAGUUUUUCUUCCUGGCAGGCCCAUGCAGAGGCAGGUGACAGCCUCUUUCCCCUGAGCCUCUGAUGGCUGAGUGGUUGGGCUAUUGUUCUUUUGUUUUGUUUUAGUUUAUAACUUUAUUCUUUCAAGACUCCUGCCCCAGGCCUCAGACAAGUUCUGCACAGGCCUGACUUCAUGCAUUUAUACAAUCCUUUUUUUUAGAAUCGCCUUUUGGCCCCUCUCCUGCUGAGUCGGCUCGCAGGCACACCUUUAAAAUACAGCGCUCUUUUCAAAAUAAUAAAUGGGAACGCAGAGAGCCAAAAACCUAGAGUCGACUGGUGGGUGCUAGUUCUUUAUUUGCAGGGUCUGUUUCCAAGUGGGAGCCAUUCAGAGAUGGGCAGCCUGAGGUCUCCAGCCCAGUGUGACUGAUCCGAAUUUAUUAAUUGACAUCACACCCUUUCUCUCUUUUUUUUAAAAAAAAAUAAUUUAUGCUUUUCAAGUUUAUGCAUUUCAUUAAUUUUACAAUCAUUUUGACAUUUCUAAACUUGACUUCCUUCCCCCUCUUCCUGCGGUUCCUUAAAUUUAUUUUUAGCAUCUUCUGCAUAUCCAAAUUGACCAAAUUUGCUCAUUUAUUCAUCUUCUUUAAAUAUAUACAGUGGUACCUCGGGUUAAGUACUUAAUUUGUUCCGGAGGUCCGUUCUUAACCUGAAACUGUUCUUAACCUGAAGCACCACUUUAGCUAAUGGGGCCUCCUGCUGCUGCCGCGCCGCCAGAGCACGAUUUCUGUUCUCAUCCUGAAGCAAAGUUCUUAACCUGAAGCACUAUUUCUGGGUUAGCAGAGUCUGUAACCUGAAGCGUAUGUAACCUGAAGCGUAUGUAACCCAAGGUACCACUGUACUCCUAAAAAACUGCAGGUUAUUACAAUAAUCCUGCCAAUGUUUUUAUCUGUUUACAGUUUAUCUGUAAAUAUUCAAUAAUCCAUUUCCAUUCUUUUAUGAAAAGUUUGUUAUAUUGAUUUCUUAUUCUUCCGGCAACUUUUGCCAUUUCUGCAUAUUCCAUAAGUUUUUGUAUCCGUUCUUUCUUUGCUGGAACUUCUUCUUCUUUCCAUUUUGGGGCAAGUAACAUUCUUGCCGCUGUAGUCACAUAGAUCAAUAAGUUUCUAUACAAUAUAAAUAGUUCUGUCCCUAUAAUUCCCAAAAGAAAAGCUUCUGGGUUGUUGUUUUUUACAAAGGUUAUUUUAAACACCCUUUUCAGUUCACUAUAUAUCAUCCCCCCUCUUUCUUUUUUCCCUUUCUCCUUCUGUGAUGAAACUCCUAUUUGGGGACUUCCCUGGCUUUUUUCUGGCCCAUGUAGGACCAGUCUGGAUAGUUAGCCUUGGUGAAGACUUGAUGUUUUUUCCCCCAAAAAAGUUUUUUAUUUGAGUUGCUACUGAAAGGAGGCUGCAUUUUAAUGUUGCAUUUUAAUCUUGUUUUUCAAGUUGUAUUUCAAUCAAUUGUUUUAUAUCUGGUGUUAGCCGCCCUGAGCCUGGUCUUGGCUGGGGAGGGCGGGGUAUAAAUAAAAUUUAUUAUUAUUAUUAUUACUAUUAUUACUAUUAUUAUUACUACUAUUAUUAUUAUUUCCCAGUAGGCUUUAACCUACCACAUAUGAUAAAAAGAACCUUCUUUCUCUUUACAUUUCCAACACCGUAUCACACCUUUUAUCCAAGGCGCUCAAUGUGGCGUAUGCAAUUCCUCCCAUUGCGACAACCCUGUGAGGUAAACUGAGAGAGGCAGUGACUGGCCCAAGGUCACCCAGAGAACUUUGUGGCCGAGCGAGGAUUUGAACUCAAGACUCUCCUGUAUCCUGCUCUAGCCACUGCCCUUCCUGUGCUCCUCAGUGCAGUGAACAAACACCCCAGGGCCAGAACACCUGAGGGAGCUUCUAUCUCCACCUCCUUGUGUUGCUACUGGCUGAAAGGAGGAGGCUGGACCAGGAGGCGUCCUCAUAAUCUCCAGAAACUGGGAAGGUGGCCAGAAGGACCGGCCACUGGGGCGAGGCCUCUCUGAGCAAGCAGUUCCCGAUUCAGGAGUGUGUCAUCCACACAGCCUUCGGCCAGGUAAGGGCUCAGGGAUAACUAAAGCCCAGGAUCUGGGGCACCUUCCUCCUUGGAAGCAAGGCAACCCACUCCUUGAAACUCGAGUGGGGCAUCUGCUGCAUCUCUGAAGCCACCUGCCGCCUUUCCUGAGAGAUGCUAAUAGGGGAGGUGCUGGAAAUCCAGGUUUGCAGGCAAAAGAGGGGCAGAUGUGGACUUUCAGAUGUUGUUGGACUACAACUCCCAUCGUUCCUGAUGGUUGGCGGACCUGCUUGGGGUGGAGGACCAGAGACCCCUCUGCUUUGGGCUGAGAAACCGCAGCCUUUGUUGCGGAAGCUUGCUCUCCUCAGGUGAAGUGCCAAAUGUUUUGCGCCAUGACUCAGUGGUGAGGGAUUCUGCACAUGCUUAGGUGAAUUAUUAUUUACGGCCUCUGCCCAGUAUACCUGAAGGAGCAUCUCUGCCCCAUCGUUCAGCCCUGAGGGCCUUCUGGCAGUUCCCUCACUGCGAGAAGUGAGGUUACAGGCAGAGGGCCUUCUCGGUAGUGGCACCCACCCUGUGGAAUGCCCUCCCACCAGAUGUCAAGGAAAUAAACAACUGUCUGACUUUUAGAAGAUAUCUGAAGGCAGCCCUGUUUGGGGAAGUUUUUAAUGUUUGAUGUUUUAUUGUGUUUUUAAUAUUCUGUUGGGAGUCGUCCAGAGUGGCUGAGGAAACCCAGCCCGAUGGGUGGGGUAUAGAUAAUAAAUUAUUAUUAUUAUUAUUAUUAUUAUUAUUAUUACUACUACUGCUGCUGCUACUACUACUUGUAUCUUCAAAACAGGUUCCAGUUCUGAGUGCCGGGCUCCAGCUUUUAAGUCUUGCACUUAUCUAGCAGUUGUGCUUGUUUGUUUGACUGAUUAUCUUUAAUUAUUAUUAUAUCAAUAUCCCUUCCUUUCCUCCAAGCAGCUCAAGGUGGCGUAAAUGGUUCUCCUCACGCCUCGAUUAAUUUCCAAAACAACUCUGUGAGGUAGAUUGGACUGAGAGGCAGUGACCAAGGGCACCCAGUGAGCUUGACGGGCGAGUGGGAAUUUGAACCCCAGUCUGCCAGGUUCUAGUUUGGUGCACUCUAACCACUGCACCACACUAUCUCUAGGACAGCAAACAUCCCUCUCCCUCCCUGCCCCCUUUAUUCUUGAGACAACCUUACACAUGGCACGGCUUAGUCUCUAAGAAGCUGGUGGGCUCAGGGACUAUCCAGUGAGCGUCGUGUCUGAAUGGGGAGUUGAGCCCAUCUUUCUCUGUUUGGAUACCUCAAUGUGGCUAGGAGCUCCUCAGAAUGGAGGGAGCCUGAACUCAAAUUUCCCACUUGGCUGUCAAACUGGAUAACUCCAAGCCAGUACAGUGGUGCCUCGCAAGACGAAAUUAAUCCGUUCCGCGAGAGUCUUCGUCUAGUGGUUUUUUCGUCUUGCGAAGCAAGCCCAUUGACGGAUUAGCGCUAUUAGCGCUAUUAGCGGUUUAGCGGCUAUUAAAGGCUUAAAGGCUUAGGGGAUUAGCUGCUAAAAGGCUAUUAAAGGCUAUUAAAGGCUUAGCAGAUUAGAUAAAGGGGGGGGGGAAAGCGAAAAAAAAAUCUCAAGACUCGCAAGGUAUUUUCGUCUUGCGAAGCAAGCCCAUAGGGGAAUUCGUCCUGCGAAGCAACUUCAAAACGGAAAACCCUUUCGUCUAGCGGUUUUUCCGUCUUGCGAGGCAUUCGUCUUGCGGGGCACCACUGUAUAACUCUCCCCUUCUCCCUCUUUCCACUGAACCUGCCUCGCAGGAUUGUUGUAAGGAUAAAAUGGGGGGAACAAAUAAUUGUACCCACCUUAUUGUGCUUUUUCUGUUGGUGUAAGCCAGGGGUAGGCAACUUAAGGUCCGGGGGCCUAAUCACCACCUCAAUUUGGCCCGCGGACGGUUUGGGAAUCAGCAUGUUUUUACAUGAGUAGAACGUGUCCUUUUAUUUAAAAUGCAGCUCUGGGUUAUUUGUGGGGCCUGCCUGAUGUUUUUACAUGAGUAGGAUGUGUGCUUUUAUUUAAAAUGCAUCUCUGGGUUAUUUGUGGGGCAAAGGAAUUCAUUCUCUCCCCCCCCAUAUAGUCCGGCCCACCACAUGGUCUGAGGGACGGUGGACCGGCCCCCUGCUGAAAAAGGUUGCUGACCCCUGGUGUAAGCACUCCUUUUCUGUUCUUUCUGGGGAAAAGCAAGUCUAUGCAAUGGUUUCUAAAGAGGUGAAUUAUUUGUAAUUUGUAAUUAAUUGAUUCAAUUAAUUUGUAAUUAAUUGAAAUUUGUAAUUGGGGGGAGAGCAGGGUUGUAGGCCAUUGCAACUGACUGCAAUGCCCCCCUUGUGAGCGCUGGGUGGUGGUGAUUAUAAUAAAAGGCCGUUGUUUUCAGUUCUUUGUAACCUAGUUUUGCAAAUCGCCUAGUAUUGUCAAGGCUCAGUAUUUUUGGCUUUGAGAAAUAAUCUGCAAUGCAAAUGUGUUCAGCCUCUGGAAGCCUGGCCUCUUUUUCACCUAUUUACACACACACACACACACACACACACACACACACACACCUGUGAGUCUGCUACUGCUGCAUUUCCCCUGGUGAAGGGUUCUGUGAAAUGCAGAAGUUUGCAUGUGCCAAUGGCAAAGUACGCUGGCCCAGUUAGAAGGCACCGGCUUCUGAAUCUCAGAUGUCUUCAGCAGGUGCCCAAAAGACAAGAGAGACGGUGUUUGCAACAGAGGUGGUAACUGCAGGUGACCUUCACCUGGGAGUGCUGUUUAUGUCCCAAGCUGUUUAGGUCUUCCUACACCGAAACCAGCACCUUGAGCUUCACCUGCUCACUGCUUGUCAGCCUGUGCAAUUCUCUCAACAGUGGGAUGGCAUUGCUGGCAAUCUCCCUCCUCAACAGUGUUAGGUAAAGGUAAAGGGACCCCUGACCAUUAAGUCCAGUCAUAGCCGACUCUGGGCUUGCGGCACUCAUCUCACUUUAUUGGCCGAGGGAGCCAGCAUCCAGCUUCCGGGUCAUGUAGCUAGCAUGACUAAGCCACUUCUGGCGAACCAGAGCAGCACACGGAAACGCCGUUUACCUUCCCGCCGGAGCGGUACCUAUUUAUCUACUUGCACUUUGACGUGCUUUUAAACUGCUAGGUUGGCAGGAGCAGGGACCAAGCAAUGGGAGCUCGCCCCGUCGCGGGGAUUCGAACCGCCGACCUUCUGAUCAGCAAGUCCUAGGCUCUGUAGUUUAACCCACAGCGCCACCCUGCGUCCCAACACUCAGCUAUAUAAACGAAUCACUAAAUGGCACCUUUACGUUACGGUUGCCGCAGCAGAAAGUCUAGGCGUCAUUUUUAAUUUUUUUUGCAACGGAUUUUUAUUCUUAUUCGUAUUCCUAUUCUUAAUAACUCCAUUUCUACAAAGCUUUAUAUUUUAAAGGGGGGGGAAAUCUCCCAAGCAGUUUUCAACACAUUAAAACAUCAAAGAAAACAAUCCAGGAAAAAGAAAACAAAUGCAAGCUUCAAUGAAAAUGUUUCAGAUCCUUCUCUAAGUGACAUUUUGCUUUCCCCAUACGUCUUGAGUGACUUAAUUUAUAGAGCUGCCCCGUAGCAGGAGGACUCUAGGAAGACAGCAUGGUGUAGUGGUUAGAGAGUCAAACUAGGACCUGGGAGAUCAGGGUUCAAAUCCCUACUCUGUCAGGAAGCUCACUGGGUGACCUUGGAGUCAGUGACAGUCUCUAAGCCCACCUCAAAGGGUCCUUGUGGGGAUUAACUGAAGGUUAAUCCUUGGAGGAAAAGAUGUGAUAUAAAUGCAAUAAAUAAACUCUUCUGUUUACCUGUUCAAGAAAGCCGGAUGGGCUAGCCAGAUGAAAAUUUCUUUUGCCAAACUGUCAUCCAGAAAUCUUCAUCAUACACCUGGCGAAUACCCCAGUGAGCAGUGGUUAGAGGGCCAUUACAGUGGUACCUUGGUUCUCAAAUGCCUUGGUACUCAAACAGCUUGGAACCCAAACACUGCAAACCCGGAAGUAAGUGUUCCGGUUUGCGAACUUUUUUUGGAAGCCGAACGUGCUCCGUUUUGAGUGUUACGCUUCCGUUUUGAGUGUUACACUGAGGUCUGUCUGUUUUUGCUAUUUAUUUUGCGUUUUUGUUUUUGUGGCUCUUGUUUCUGUUUUUGUGACUGUGUGGAACCCAGUUCAGCUACCGACUGAUUGAUUGUGUGACUGCAGUACAUUGCUUAUUGCUUUCAUUUUAGGGAUCAAUGGUCUCGUUAGAUAGUAAAAUUCAUGUUAAAUUGCUGUUUUAGGGGUUUUUUUUAAAAGUCUAGAAUGGAUUAAUCCGUUUUGCAUUACUUUCUAUGGGAAAGCGUGCCUUGGUUUUGGAAUGCUUUGGUUUUGGAACGGACUUCCAGAACGGAUUAAGUUUGAGAACCAAGGUACCACUGUAUAGGGUUGCCAUACGUCCAGAAUACCCAAAAUACUGUAGUCGGAAGCAGUGUCCGGGCAAAAAUAUCCAGGAAAUCUGGAUGUAUAGCAAGCCCUGUCUAUUCAAAAGAGCUAAAAAAUUGCAAUUUUUUUUUUGAGGGGGGGGGAAUAUGAAAUAUGGCAACCUUAAUCUAGGGCUACACCCAGAGUUGCCCCUCUAUGGCUGAGGAGACCCAAAGUACAAAUCCUCACCCAGCCAGAAAGCUCACUGGGUGACUUUGAACCAUUUGCACACUCGGCUUAGUCUAUCCCGCAGGGUUGUUGUGAAGACAAAAGGCGGAAGAGAAAGAACUACGUGUACUACCCAGAACUGCCUGGAGAAAGAAGCAGGAUAUUAAGCCAGGCUGAAUCUUGAGUCUGUUUGGUUUAAAGAUCUGAAUCUCGCUCACCUGAUGGAAUGCGUUUUUCUUGUAUGCUUAUAAAAUAUUGGCUGCUUAGCCACCCUUUUCAUAUGGAAGGAUUUUUCUGAGAAUCGGUUCUCUGGCUCUGUCCUCCCAUCACAAUCUGUGAUAGUUUCCUUUUUAGUGUGGAUCACACCGUAUGUUUACUUAGGGAGCGGUGGAUUUCUGUGCCAAAUUUUAAAUCGUGGGAAGAGCUAGUUAGUUAUUCAGAUGACAAGAGAGGAAGAGGGCGCAACAGAUUAAAACAGCAAUUUUAAAUUCAUACGCAUGUGUAUGUAAUGGGCGUGCGAGACUGUCGUGCCGUCCUCUUUGGUGUGAAAAUAUACAACUGCUUGACUGUCUGAACCUACUGUAGGUGCACAACAAAUUUGCAUCUCUGUGACGAAACUGCUGGCUGAUCGCACAAACUUUGACCUUAUUUGCCUUCCAGGUGGGAGGGGCACCGGCAUUAGAGAAAUGUAUAUGCAAAUGUAAUGCAUCUUAGGAUCUCUGCUUGCAUUCCUGCAGUUGCCUGGUUUGUGAGGGAAGAGGACAACAAAUAGGUUUUUAAAAUUAUAAUUAUGGGGCAAAUUGCAGACUACUCCUGGGCCUCAGACACGUGAGAAUGCCAGGGUUGAAAGAUUCCACAGUGAAAGCAGAGCUGAUUGAUCUGGCUUCUAGAAAGACCCUUUUUUUGCGGUGCUGAUUGGUAAAAAUGCCAGUGUAGGGUUCAGGAUGAAGGGCCUUUUCAGUGGUGGCACUGCAUACCCAAUGAGACACACCUGGCCACCUCUCUCCAAUCUUUUAGAUGACCGGCAAAGACACCUCUCUUCUGCUCAGCUUUUCAUAGAAUAAUAGAAUUGUAGAGUUGGAAUUGUAGAGUUGUUUAUCAGCUCCAUCUGGUACGCAGGCUGAGACCCUACCUGCCCACCGACUCUCUUGCCAGAGUGGUGCAUGCUCUAGUUAUCUCUCGCUUGGACUACUGCAAUGCGCUCUACGUGGGGCUACCUUUGAAGGUGACCCGGAAACUACAACUAAUCCAGAAUGCGGCAGCUAGAUUGGUGACUGGGAGUGGCCGCCGAGACCACAUAACACCGGUCCUGAGAGAUCUGCAUUGGCUCCCAGUACGUUUCCGAGCACAAUUCAAAGUGUUGGUGCUGACCUUUAAAGCCCUAAAUGGCCUCGGUCCUGUAUACCUGAAGGAGCGUCUCCACCCCCAUCGUUCAGCCCGGAUACUGAGGUCCAGCUCUGAGGGCCUUCUGGCGGUUCCCUCCUUGCGAGAAGCCAAGUUACAGGGAACCAGGCAGAGGGCCUUCUCGGUAGUGUCACCCGCCCUGUGGAACGCCCUCCCAUCAGAUGUCAAAGAGAAAAACAAUUACCAGACUUUUAGAAGACAUCUGAAGGCAGCCCUGUUUAGGGAAGCUUUUAAUGUUUAAUAGGUUAUUGUAUUUUAAUAUUCUGUUGGAAGCCACCCAGAGUGGCUGGGGAAACCCAGCCAGAUGGGUGGGGUAUAAAUAAAUUAUUAUUAUUAUUAUUAUUAGGCCCCAAUGGUCAUCUAGUCCAACCCCCUGAAAUGCGAGAAUCUCAACUCAAGCAUCCCUGACAGGUGGCCAUCCAACCUCGUGUUUCAAAAACCUCCAAGGAAGGAGAGUCCCAUGAAGGAGAAUUUUGGGAGGGGGUAGAAUGGUUUGGAAAAAUUUCAGUUUCCUUCAGUUGGCCUGUUGCUUUAAGUAUGCUGCCCCGUGAGUUGAAAUAGCUUUUAUGAACUUCUCGUUUGUUUGAUUUCGGUACACCUCCCAGCGACAUAAGGGGAAGGGCAGCAUGCAGACACUAAUACAAGAUAAAUAGGUGAUGUGUUAAUGAGGAUAUGCUUCGUGUCGUUUUUCGUUCAAUAAGAGCAAUAAUACCUUGUGAAACUGGAAAGGGCUGGCGCUUUAUAAUUUGUCUGCCAGAAGUCCCGGGUUCAGUUCCUGGCAUCUGCACCAGGAAGGGCUGGGAAUGUCCUCUGCCAGGAGCCAUGGAGAGCUGCUGCCAGUCAGUGUAGGCUAUACUGCGCUGAUUCAUGCUGAAGUGCUAAACUUGUAUCUGGGCAGUACCAUUUCAGUUUGCACGGACAGGGGAAAUAUCUCAUGACUGCACUUAAUGACUACAAAACAUGAAAUCCCUGCACACAGAGUGCUAGCAUGCCAGGAAGAGGGCAGGCCAGAACCUUUCCCUCUGGCACCUAGAUUUCAUUGUAGACAUAAUUGUUUCUGUACAUAGGAGCAUUCGCUCCCUCGAUUCCCUCGCCUGCAGUCUGAAGUGCUUCAGCCCAAGCACAGAUUUGCUAUUAAACUAAGUUUCACUCAAGGUAGACCUACUUAAAUGAAUGGACCUAACUUAGUCAUGUCCGUUGAUUUCAGUGUGUGUGCUUUGGGUAAAACGCAGUUUAAUACCUUCCCAGGAAAUUCUUAUUCCAUUAAAGAAAAUGAUCCUGGAACAUUUUUACAAUAGAAAAACUUAAAAUGCAAUCACAUGAAAGCAGUGAUGAAAUAACAUCUCUGUCCAUCAAACCACUGGGUGGUUUUCAGUAAACUGCUGUCUCUUUCAACUCCCUGUUGUUGUUGUUGUUUUUGUUGAUAAUAGUAAUACUCCACCCAUCCGGCUGGAUUGCAGAAUGGAGAUAAUGUUGCCUAUUUUACAAGAUGAUGACAUGCGAAUAAUCGAAAGCACUUUACAAACAAGAUCGCUGGCAAUAAUAAUAACUUUAGGGUGAUGUUUACCAGGGUUCACAAGGCCGUGUGUGGCAAAUGGGAGGUGACAGGUUGCAGAACUUUUAAAGGCGUUGGCAGGAUUUCUGGGUCAUGACCCAGCAGAGAGAGGUGUGUGGGUUGAACAGGUCAUAGACUCAUAGAAUAUGCAGGCUGUGUUCAUAUGCUGUGCUAAACCACAGUUUAGUGCUUUAGGCUGUGUUAGUACGUAAUGCAAAGCCACAGUUUACUACUAUGCAGCUGAGUCUCCAUCAGUCGUGAGCAAAGAAGCAUCAGGCUUGUGUGCGGCCAUCUCCAGCUCCCAUAUGGCUUGUGCUAAGAUUAUAUUGGAUUUCGCUGAAUCUCGCCUUAGCUUUACGGGCAAACCCGGUUUACUAAACCACUAGUCAGUUUGAACAACCUGGCUUCAUAAACCCUGGUUUGAAGUUGGGCUUGUUAAGCAACCGAGGGCAGUUUGUUGCAAACCAGUACAGUGGUACCUCAGGUUACAUACGCUUCAGGUUGCAUACGCUUCAGGUUACAGACUCCGCUAACCCAGAAAUAGUGCUUCAGGUUAAGAACUUUGCUUCAGGAUGAGAACAGAAAUCGUGCUCCAGCGGCCCGGCAGCAGCAGGAGGCCCCAUUAGCUAAAGUGGUGCUUCAGGUUAAGAACAGUUUCAGGUUAAGAACAGACCUCCGGAACGAAUUAAGUACUUAACCCGAGGUACCACUGUAUUCCUGGUUCAUAAUAAUAAUAAUAAUAAUAAUAAUAAUAAUUUUUUAUUUAUACCCCGCCCUCCCCGGCCAGAACCGGGCUCAGGGCAACUAACACCAAUAAAAUUACCAUAAAACAUAAUAGGAAAGGGAAAAAAAGAAAUUAAAAAGUUAAUUAAAAUAUGGGUUAAAAUACAAUUUAAAAUGCAGCCUCUUUUUAGUAGUAGCCCAUAAAUCAGAACCAUAAGCGGAGGGAAACAUAAGGGUCAAACUGGGUCCAAACCAAAGGCCAGGCGGAACAGCUCUGUCUUGCAGGCCCUGCGGAAAGAUGUCAAGUCCCGCAGGGCCCUGGUCUCUUGUGACAGAGCGUUCCACCAGAUCGGGGCCAGUACUGAAAAGGCCCUGGCCCUAGUUGAGACCAAUCUAACCACCUUGCGGCUCGGGACCUCCAAAGUGUUGUCAUUUGUGGACCUUAAGGUCCUCCGCGGGGCAUCCCAGGACGAAGGUUGGAUUCUGUGAAAAUCAUCUUGGCAGAAAUCCUCCUCUUGGCUGCAAAGGGAGGAGGAGAACGUGAGGGGUCCUGGAGGUCAGUCUGGGUUCCACAACGGAGGAUCAAGUAAGGAGACAAGGAAGGUUAGGCAGAAGAAGGAGAAACUGCACAGGGAGGUCCCAUUAACCCUAACCCUCAUCUCUCUCUUUCUCUCUUGUCUAGCUGGUGGGAUCAUGCGGCAGCCCCAAGGCUAUAUUGGGCUACUUGCUCCUUUAUGUAUCCUGUUCCUUUUCCUCCUGUUCACACUCACUGCCUCUUACAAACCCAUCAUCGUGGUCCAUGGCCUCUUUGACAGCCCUUCCGACUUCCGGCAGCUGUUGGUGUUCAUCAAUGAGGUGAGGCUGAGGACCAGAAUUCCUGGCAUGAAUGUGGGAAGUGGGAACAGAAUAGUUCAUGUAUCUUAAAAGGUAAAGGUACCCCUGAACAUUAGGUCCAGUCGCGGACGACACUGGGGUUGCAGCACUCAUCUGGGAGCCGCCAUUUGUCCGCAGACAGCUUCCGGGUCAUGUGGCCAGCAUGACUAAGCCGCUUCUGGUGAACCAGAGCAGCUCACGGAAACGCCGGACACCCAUAUCACUAAAACUAAGGGGCCUGUCACGAAGCUGGAUGCUUUCUUUGAUCUUUGAUUUCUCAAAAGGGCUCUCAGUUUGGGAUUUGGCAAACGAAUCCUCAGUUGUUUAAGCGAAGCGUACCUGCAGGAUGCAUCAAACCUCUCUUGUGACUCUGAUGCAUACCAUAUAUGCCACUCAUCUGCUGCAGGGCAGACAAACAAAGGGUUCUUAUCUUAUUUAUUUUUUGCUCUUACUAGCGGAAGACCUGUGUAAUUUCACAAGAGGAAGGGAGGAAAGGAACAGGAGCUUCUAGUCCCUGGUGCCACCCUUCUUCCUUGCUCAGUCCCAGAUCUUUAUAUUAUUUAUUUAUCUUGUUUAGGCUUUUAUCGUAGAAUCAUAGGGAGGCAAGGGGCCUGAGGGUCAUCCAGUCCAACCCCGGCUGCAAUGCAGGAAUCAUUGCUAAAACAUCCAUGACAAGUAUCCGUGCAACUUCUGCUGAAAAACCUCCGAAGAAGCAGCUGCAUGUGGAGGAGCGGGGAAGCAAACCCGGUUCACCAGAUUACGAGUCUACCGCUCUUAACCACUACACCACACUGGGUCCUCCCCUAUCCUAGCCUGACAUGCGCACCCGGGUUAGGGAACAUUUAGCCCUCCAGAUGUUGCAGUACAAUAACAUCUGGCGGGCCAAAGAUUCCCCACCCUUGAGAUAGCGGCUACACCCAACUGGCUUUAUGCUUCGCCCACUUCCCUGAUUUCACCCCACCUCUCUUUUUCUCAGUGUUAAUACGGGAGGGAUAAUUGUGUAAACAUCUCUCCUAAUAAGAGGCAGGGAUGGGUUGUAAUUUACUUCUCCAGGUCCUGUGUGACUCAGAGCCAUCACAGGUGGAGCCGUUGCAAAGAUCCCUGUAUGGCAGGCUGAUGUCUGCACUGGGAUUCACUGGUUAGGCUGGAAUGGCAAGUUACCUGGGUAGUGAAAGAGGAAGCAUGGAGUUCUGGCAACUCCUGAGUGCUUGCUUGUCUCAAAUUCGUUUGCAGAAAUAGAACCACAAGUCUAGGAGAGUUCUUAACUGGCCCCUUGUCACUAGUCAGAUAAAGCAUUUGCAGGACUCUCUCUGUACGUGGCAUUGCACCAUGCAAAUGCAGAAUGGGAUGCAGUUUCCCAAAUGUUUGCUUGUUUUUUUUAAUGUAGUGGCAUAGCUUAGGGGUGGUUGCCCCGGAUGAAAAAUUGUUAGGUAAAGGGACCCCUGACCAUUAGGUCCAGUCGUGGCCGACUCUGGGGUUGCGGCACUCAUCUCGCUUUAUUGGCCGAGGGAGCCGGCAUACAGCUUCUGGGUCAUGUGGCCAGCAUGACUAAGCCGCUUCUGGUGAACCAGAGCAGCGCACGGAAACGCUGUUUACCUUCCCGCCGGAGAGGUACCUAUUUAUCUACUUGUACUUUGACAUGCUUUCAAACUGCUAGGUGGGCAGGAGCAGGGACCGAGCAACGGAAGCUCACCCCGUCGUGGGGAUUCGAACCGCCAAUCUUCUGAUCAGCAAGCCCUAAGCUCUGUGGUUUAACCCACAGCGCCACCCGCGUCCCUUGCAAAAUUGUUAGGGGUGCAAAAUUUCAACACCCAGUGCUGCCUCAAUACAGCUGCACGCUUCCGUCGCUGGGCUCCGUUGAAACCAGCAUCCACAUGCAAACCAGGAAGCGACUUCUCCAGACAAUGGAACCACUCUUUCAUUUCUUAUCUCUGCAGCUGUGAUCUCCUGAGUUACGUGGAUACUAUUACAUGCAUGCAUGCUACGUCCAUUUCCCUCCCACCCCCUACGUGCAGCCCCGGGCACUGGCAACCCAUGCUACACCACCGUUUUAAUGCACAAGUUUCUAGUCCUUGCACAAUGCCACAUGUGGGCACUGCCUUGUGGAGUCUUGGGGCACAGCUAGGCAGUAAUGGCAGCAGGACUCUGCUUUGCGGCUGCCAAUUCCCUAUAAAAUGUGAGGGUUCUGCCAGCGAUAUAAGGCACGAUUAAACUAGGCAAGAGGAUUGGGCAUCAUAGCACGGGCAGACAAACUCACGCUGCCUGUGCUUUUUUCUACCUAAUCCUGCUCUUAAUUUAUUUGUUCAUUUCUGUUCCUGAAUUGUUUCCUAUUCCCAGAGUUCCCUGGGAAAGGGGAUAGAUUGCUGAACUGCUCUGGGAACUAUAGUUCUGUUUGGCGGGGAAAGGAGUCUACUAACGAGAGCUGGACCAUAAAGAAGACUGAUCGCUGAAGAAUUGAUGCUUUUGAAAUAUGGUGCUGGAGGAGACUCUUGAGAGUCCCAUGGACUGCAAGAAGAUCAAACGCAUCCAUUCUGAAGGAAAUCAGCCCUGAGUGCUCACUGGAAGGACAGAUCCUGAAGCUGAGGCUCCAAUACUUUGGCCACCUCAUGAGAAGAGAAGACUCCCUGGAAAAGACCCUGAUGUUGGGAAAGAUGGAGGGCACAAAGAGAAGGGGACGACAGAGGAUGAGAUGGUUGGACAGUGUUCUCAGAGCUACCAGCAUGAGUUUGACCAAACUGUGGGAGACAGCGGAAGACAGGAGUGCCUGGCAUGCUCUGGUCCAUGGGGUCACGAAGAGUCGGACACGACUAAACGACUAAACAACAACAACUACUUUCUGCUCCCGAAACAAACUACAGCUCCCAGAAUUCUUUGCAGCCGUGGCGGGUGGGGAGCCAUGACUUAGCAGAACAGUAGUUCCUAUGCAUGUGUGGAGAUAGCCUUGGCAUGAUGUGAGCCGCGAGUGCUAGCCAUGAAAAGCAGUGUUGCAAAAACUGAAGUUAAUAUUUACUUUUUAAGAAACGUAUUUUCGGCGGGGCAGCAGCAGCUCACCUUAAGCCUUGGGUGCUCAAGAGAGGUUGAGCUUUCAGCCCUUUUAAAAUCUCUUCUCUCUUCCCUCUCUCCCUCCAUCUCUCUGUUCCCGCUGCUUCCUUGCAGACCCACCCGGGUACCAACGUCACAGUCAUUGAUCUGUUUGACCACACCGAGAGCUUGAAGCCUCUUUGGAUGCAAGUGGAAGGUUUCCGGCAAGCCAUUUACCCCAUCAUGCAGAAUGCUGUCGAUGGAGUCCAUCUCAUCUGCUACUCCCAAGGUAUGUGUGAGCUGAGGAUUUCAGAAGCUCUUUCUGGGUCUAGCCAAUGGCCCAUUGUCUGGUCACAGGAACACAGGGACCUGCCUUAUACAGAAUUGGACCAUUGCUCCAUCCAGCUGCUGGUGUUACACCCAUUGUCCUGGGUUUUAGAGACGAAUUUUUCUCAGUGUUAUGCAGAGAUUAUCAUUUUCUGAUUACUCUGGGAAGCACCAUGUUUUUUCCGUGUAUAACAUGCCCCUCGUGUAUAAUAAUAAAUAAAUAAAUAAAUAUAUAUAUAUAUAUAUAUAUAUAUAUAUAUAUAUACAAAAAUAAUUUUUUGUUUAUACCCCGCCCAUCCCGGUUUAAAAACCGGGCUCAGGGUGGCUAACAGCAAAUAGAAAACAUUGAUUAAAAUGCGACUUAAAAACAGCAUAAAACCUAUGUAUGCAAGCAUUCGAUUGACAUUGGAGAGAGACUGAGCUGAGAAACAAGACCAAGGGUACAUAUUGAUAUAGAAAUGUAUUAGAUAAAAUGUAAAGAAAUAUACAAUAAUAAGAGUACUAGGGUUGUUGAAGAAGAAGAAGAGUUUGGAUUUGAUAAUCCCGCCUUUCACUCCUUUUAAGGAGUCUCAAAGCGGCUAACAUUCUCCUUUCCCUUCCUCCCCCACAACAAACACUCUGUGAGGUGAGUGGGGCUGAGAGACUUCACAGAAGUGUGACUGGCCCAAGAUCACCCAGCAGCUGCAGGUGGAGGAGUGGAGACGCAAACCCGGUUCCCCAGAUUAGGAGACUACCGCUCUUAACCACUACACCACACUGGCUCUCACACUGAGCUAUUUUGCAGGGGAUGGCCCACAGUUUCUGAGCUUUUUUGGGGGGGUUGCCGAAAAUCCCUCACCCACUGGACUGCCACAGCCAAUCACAUGCACAUCGACAAAGCCACCAAUCGUCUACACGUCUAAAGCAAGCGCCAAGCACCCACAGUAAUUGCCACAGCAGCCAAUAGCCAGCAGGACUUGCCGUACCCACCAGUCACCCACAAAAACUCCACUGACAAUCUCUAGCUCGCGGCAGCCACCAAUCGCCCGUCCCAUCUCUCCACUAUCCGUGUAUAAGACGGCCCCAAAUUUUGAGCAUAAUUUUUAAAUACAGUGGUACCUCGGGUUCCAGACACUUCAGGUUACAGACGCUUCAGGUUACAGACUCCGCUAACCCAGAAAUAGUACCUCGGGUUAAGAACUUUACCUCAGGAUGAGAACAGAAAUUGUGCAGUGCCAGCAGGAGGCCCCAUUGGCUAAAGUGGUACCUCAGGUUAAGAACAGUUUCAGGUUAAGAACAGACCUCCAGAACAAAUUAAGUACUUAACCCAAGGUACCACUGUAAAACAACUUCGUCUUAUACACGGAAAAAUACAGUGGUACCUUGGGUUAAGUACUUAAUUCGUUCCGGAGGUCCGUUCUUAACCUGAAACUGUUCUUAACCUGAAGCACCACUUUAGCUAAUGGGGCCUCCUGCUGCUGCCACGCUGCCGGAGCACGAUUUCUGUUCUCAUCCUGAAGCAAAGUUCUUAACCUGAGGUAAUAUUUCUGGGUUAGUGGAGUCUGUAACCUGAAGCGUAUGUAACCCGAGGUACCACUGUACAGUACAUUGUAUUUUAGGGCCUUCAUAAGAUCGUCCUUCUUACCUGUAAACAGACACCACAAGACUGAGCAGUGACCACCACUUUGGGGUGUGUGUGUGUGUUUCCUGUAAUAAAUAUUUUUUUUAAAGAAAUGGAGCAAUGUGGAACAAGGUUGACAUCAUACAGGACUAGGGUUCUUCUUCCUCUAAAAUAUGACCCCCCUUCCUCUGUCUUCCAGGAGGACUCAUCUGCCGCGCUCUCCUCUCCACGACGCCCGACCACAACGUGGACACCUUCAUCUCUCUCUCUUCCCCACAGAUGGGGCAAUAUGGGGGUAAGUCGUGGGGCAAGGGCAAGCCAGUGAUUCCACACCUGGAAUACUGUGUCCCAAUUCAGGGCACCACAAUUUAGGAAGGGUGUUGACAAGCUGGAACAUGCGCAGAGGAGGGCGACUAAGAUGAUCAAGGGCAUGGAAACCAUGCCUUAUGAGGAACGGUUGAAGGAGCUGGGUAUGUUUAGCCUGGGAAAGAGAAGACUGAGAGGAGAUAUGAUAGCCAUCUUCAAAUAUCAAAGGCUGUCAACAUGGAGGAGGGAACAAGCAUGUUUUCUCCUUUCUGUGGAGAAUAGGACUCGAACCAAUGGAAUCCAAGUUACAAGAAGGGAGAUUCCGACUCAACAACAAGAGCAAGCUUGAGUGCUGCUGGAUCCUUUUCUCUCUCACUCCUCUCUAUAUAAAAGUAUAAUUUUUUUUAAAAAAGUGAUUUUAUAUAUGCCAUUGUUUUCACUGUUUUUUAUAUAUAUACAGUCAUACCUCGGGUUACAGAUACUUCAGGUUGCAUUUUUUUGGGUUAUGGACAUGCAAAAACCUAGAAGUAUGUGUGCGCAGACACGGCGCUGCGGGUUGUAAACACUGCGGGUUGCGAAUGUGCCUCCCACAAGGAUCACGUUCGUAACCGAGCGUCCACUGUACCUCGGGUUAAGUAGUUAAUUUGUUCCGGAGGUCCGUUCUUAACCUGAAACUGUUCUUAACCUGAAGCACCACUUUAGCUAAUGGGGCCUCCUGCUGCCGCUGCGAUGGGGGAACACUUUUUCUGUUCUCAUCCUGAAGCAAAGUUCUUAACCUGAAGCACUAUUUCUGGGUUAGAGGAGGAUGUAACCUGAAGCGUAUGUAACCCGAGGUACCACUGUAUAUGUAACUGUUUCUUCAUUAUCUUGUAAAUUCACUUAGGUGUGCCUCAUGGCAAUCAAUCAAUAAGAAAGAAAGAAAGAAAGAAAGAAAGAAAGAACGAACCACAGAGGGGGAAGCAAAGCCAGUCUGGUGUAGUGGUUAAGAGCGGUAGUCUCGUAAAUCUGGGGAACCGGGUUCGCUUCCCCGCUCCUCCACAUGCAGCUGCUGGGUGACCUUGGGCCAGUCACACUUCUCUGAAGUCUCUCAGCCCCACUCACCUCACAGAGUGUUUGUUGUGGGGGAGGAAGGAAAAGGAGGAUGUUAGCCGCUUUGAGACUCCUGAAGGGGAGUGAAAGGCGGGAUAUCAAAUCCAAACUCCUCUUCUUCUUCUUCUUUGAUUCCUUUUGUCAUUUCAGACACCAAGUACUUGAAGUGGCUCUUCCCGGAGCACAUGAAAUCCAACCUGUACCGUUUAUGCUACACGCAGCUGGGCCAGGAUUUCUCAAUCUGUAACUACUGGAAUGGUGAGAUUGCUGCUUCUAUUAUUGCUACUACCGAGAUCACAGAUCAUAGAACUGUAGUGUUGGAAGGGACCACGAGGGUCAUCUAGUCCAACCCGCUGCAAUGCAGGAAUCUUUUGCCCAACGUGGGGAUCAAACCCAUGAGUCUCAUGUUAAUAAUAAUAAUAGUAAUUUAUUAUUUAUACCCCGGCCAUCUGGCCAGGUCUCCCCAGCCACUCUGGGCGGCUUCCAACAAAAUAUUAAAAUACAGUAAUGCAUCAAACAUUAAAAGCUUCCCUAAACAGGGCUGCCUUCAGAUGUCUUCUAAAAAUCUGGUAGUUGUUGUUCUCUUUGACAUCUGGUGGGAGGGCGUUCCACAGGGUGGGUGCCGCUACCGAGAAGGCCCUCUGCCUAGUUCCCUGUAACUUGGCUUCUCGCAGCGAGGGAACCGCCAGAAGGCCCUCGGCACUGGACCUCAGUGUCCGGGCAGAAAGAUGGAGGUGUAGACACUCCUUCAGAUAUACUGGACCCAGGAAAUGUAAAUGUUCUACCAACUGAGCUAUCCCGGCAGCCCCGGGGUUUUGAGGCUUCCCAGUAGCUCUCAUUUACGUACCCAAUCUACAAGAAUGUAAAUUGCAUACAUGCAAUAUGCCAUGCAUGAGAGUUGGGACCUCAGUGAUUAUUUAUAUGAGGAUGGUGACGAUUAUCAAUAUGGGAGAAUCUGCAGAAAACACAGCCCAAGAAGAAUCCACAGCUAUCCCUGUUCCUCCACCACCACCUGUUAUUUGACAAUUUGAGUUGCCAAAACAGCAUUUGCUUACAUUAUUUUGGCAGUGCUUACAACGGCCCUGUAAGGUAGGCCAGGUUAUCAUCCCCAUAUUUCAAAUCAGUAUCCUUGAGGAUGAGAGAGAGAGAGAGCGCAGCUUGCAAGGACCAUUUGUGGCUGAGGGCAGAUAAGAAGCAGAGAUGUCCCAGCUAAUACUUUUAACCCUUAGGGACUAGCUCUGAUGGCUCCAUUGUGGAUUUCCCAUCCAUCAUCCUGUCUUUUGGAACACCGGAAAUUUGCCACUACCAGGAAGCAGGAUAUUGAGAUUGCUUAAACUCCAUAGAUGGUCAUUGCUCAUGUUUAUGCUCUUAUUUAGAUGUCAUAAAGUGUCAUAAAGGCAUUGCCCUCCAGACCAGAAAAACCAGUGACCUCAAAUAGUAUGUGGCUUGGCUCACUUGUGCGAGUCAUCGGCAGCUAUGAGAUUUCCCGCAGUUCUGAUGAAGUGUGCAACAUAUGCCAUAAUAAAUUAUGUUAGUCUGUUGCAGUAACAACAACAACAGAGUCUCGUGACACUUUGAAGAUGGUUGUAGCUGAUAAUCUGGCAUUUGCUUUCUUCUUCUGGCUCUUAGUAGUCUCAGUUGCAGGAGCUAACAAGGACUCAUUUGUCCUACCUCAGUACAGUGGUGCAUGACUAAGCCGCUUCUGGCGAACCAGAGCAGUGCACAGAAACGCCGUUUACCUUCCCGCUGAAGCGGUACCUAUUUAUCUACUUGCACUUUGAGAGCAGGGGAAAGGACCUUGAGCUCUUUGGAAAAGGAGGUGGGAGAUAGACAAAAUAAAUAAAAAUUAUUCUGUGGCAGGGAAAUGCACUCUGCACAUUCUCUUGAGUCAGUCACAGCUUCUUGCUACUGCUACGCUUGUUCCAGAGAUAAAACCUGCCAAUAAAAAUAAGUUCCAGGGCUUUGUUCAAAUCUAAAGCUGUCAUCCCCCCCCCAAAAAAAGAGACUGGUUUUUAAAAUGUUAUUUAUUUAUUUUAUAUUUAUAUAUUAAAAUAAGGGGGGGGAGGAGUUGGAGCCUGUCUCCUGGGUUCUGUGGGUAAAGGCCAGUGUAUAAAGCAAACGAGAUUUCUCUGCCUUUUUCAGAUCCACACCAUCGGGAUCUUUACCUCAACAACAGCAACUUCCUGGCUCUGUUGAACGACGAGAGGCUCCAUCCCAACGCAACAGGUAAUAAAGUGGCGUUGCUCCUCAGUUCCCAAUGUAAAAGGGGGAGUGGUAGGCUAGCCCCACUUGGCAGGCCUACCCCACAUCCACACUUGCAGCUGAUGCUUGUCUUAUCCUGGCAGCCCUGUCCAUACAGCCCCACAGCCCUGGGCGACGUAGGUCUGCGUUGCUAAUCUUUGGUCAGCUAGGUCUCUCAGGCAGUCUUCCUCGUAAUUUCUUUUUUUUCUUCUAUAAUUUUUAUUACAUUUUACAUUUUAGAAAAUUCAUUCAAACAACCUUAAAACACCAGUGACUUCCUUUCUUCUCUUUCCAUGGUUCGUUUUCCAAAACAUAAAUCCCUGCAUAUUUUAUAUAAACUAAACCAGUCAGUAUUCCAUUAUUACAUCCAUCAAAACCUAUUUACACUGUUGAGUUUAUCUUAAUGCUGCCCACGUUUUCAAAUAAACACAAUUUUCCUCCCUAUAGUCUAUAAACGUUUUCCAACCUUCUUUAAACAUAUGUUUAAAUGUUUAGUCUUGCUCAUAAGUUCCUUCCUGAGGCGGAGAGAGAACUCCGUUGCUAAAUACACACCCACAGCGAAGCAAUGACUGAAGAGAAAAUUGAAACGGGGGCUUCCUAGCUUACAAAUUAUCCUCUUAGGGCCAAACUAGUCAUGUCGGUGGAUGCCAAUGUUUGUUCGUUCAGGUGUCUCCCCAAUUCCUAUCUCAAACAUUUUCCUCCCUGGUCUGAUUCACUUCCAAUGUCAGCUGAGUUGAGAGAAAAGUGUCUGCCAUGAUAGAGUGCCUGGCUCUUCUCCUUCACCUGCAAGAGUGUUGUGCUUUAAUAAUAAUAAUAAUAAUAAUAAUAACAACAACAACAACUGACACCCACCCCCAAUUCCAGUUGAUUCAUGAAGAAUAAACAUGGCUGCCUCCCCUGUCCUGCCCUUAACCCUUGUGGUCCUCAUAGUCUUUUACUGCCUCUGAGGUGUUACAACCAGGCCAAGUCUCAAGUUGAAUAGGGUAGCUCUGUUUUAUUAAUUUUUUUUAAAAAAAGGCCUUGCCAGCAUCCUAACACAGAAAUUUAACAAGUUGUUGGCCCACAACAUCUGGUAACCGAGCACAACGUUUUGAAGAUGGAGUGUUCUUUUGUUUGCUCGAAUGCCGCUGCCUCAAGUUAAACUUUUCCCAAAAUGGAGAGUUAAAAUGUGGGGGUGGUGUGGGGAAAUCCUUGCUUGCUAAAAGUUUAUAUGUCAGGCUGCUGGAAUUCUCCAGAAAGGUUUGCCAGGCCGGUUCAGCUGUGGCAGCUAUAGAAAGGCUUGUAAAAAACCUUUCUGUGUUUUGUUUUGCCAAUCCUUUUUGGAACUGAUGCAGUUGGAUCCUGGAUUCCUGCCAUAGACUGCUUUCUGACUGUGCUGUGUGUGUGUUGUGUUUUAUGACUUUUCACUGGGUAUUUCCACCCACCCACCCCUGUUUUGCUUUAUUUUAAUCACCUGCUAUCUAGUUUUUAAUACUUCAAGCUGUCUUGUGGGUCCUCAUAGGAAGAAAGGCAGGCGACAAAUAUUUGAAGGAAAUAAAAGUACGGGAGCAGAGCCAGAAAACAAGUCGUCACAGCUUAUUCCUCUUUUUUUACUGCAGUUUGCCUUAAGACUUCUAAACAGCAAAGGGCUGUGAGAUCAGUAGGAAAUGGGAACAUCUGUCAGUUUUGUGUUCUUUCAGUUUCUCAUUUGUUUCUGUCCCCACCUUCCCACACCAAUUUGUGAGGCCAUAAUAAAAUUAAGUUGCUGGCCAUCACUACCUCUUACAGGAGCAAAUUAUGUAGAUUAACUCAGGUCCAACUUCCUUUCACAUCUCAGAGAAUUCAGAGUGAGGAGAGAUUGGUUGUUCUCUGUCAGGGGCAGAUGAAGGAGGAGAACAUGGGACAUAGGAGAAGAGUCUCCAUAGUGACUUUUGGGACCACAUUUCUGAAUCUUUUGCCUCUCUUUCUCUCUCCCGCAAUACAGCCUGGAAGAGAAACUUCCUGCGGAUCCAAAAGAUGGUUCUGAUUGGGGGUCCAGAUGACGGUGUAAUCACGCCAUGGCAGUCCAGGUGAGCUUUUGGAAGCCGCGAGAAGACCCUCUCACCCAGGUUGAGAUACGAUACAAUACGAUAAUCUUUAUUGUCAUUGUCCCAUACAGAACAACAAAAUUGAAAAAAUCUGCAUAAGACAUUCAGAAACCAACAAGCCUGCUAUCCCAACCUGGUUAGCCCCCUAAAAACUCUGAUACCCCAUUUUUAAAUACAAUAUACCCCCAUCGAGACUUCUUACACUGCAUCUAAAACCAAAAUCGCAUUUGGAUAGAAACUGUUUCUCAGGCGGCUAGUCCUAGUCUUGUGUUGAAGGAUCCUUUCUAGUUUCCCGCAUGUGUAAGAGUGAAAACUCUCGGUGCCGCUGCUGUUUUGAUUUGUCUCCAGCCUGUCUGCUGACUCAUUUGCCUGCUUAUGCCCCAACAGUAGAGCAGGAUAAUAAACUGAUAAUAAAUGAGGAUAAGGCUUUUGUCUCCAAGCACAGCUUUUUGCUUUCUCUGUCACUCUUCCCCCUACCCCACCCGUAUGUUAUCAAUGCAGAGACGCCAUUUGGACUUGCCAAUACAGUGGUGCCUCGCAAGACGAAAUUAAUCCGUUCCGCGAGUGUCUUCGUCUAGCGGUUUUUUCGUCUUGCGAAGCAACCCUAUUAGCGGAUUAGCGCUAUUAGCGGUUUAGCGGCUAUUAAAGGCUUAUCGGCUUAGCGGAUUAGCUGCUAAAAGGCUAUUAAAGGCUUAGCGGCUUAGAUAAAGGGGGGGGGAGCGAAAAAAAAAUCUCAAGACUCGCAAGACAUUUUCGUCUUGCAAAGCAAGCCCAUAGGGAAAUUCGUCCUGCGAAGCAACUCAAAAACGGAAAACCCUUUCGUCUAGCGGGUUUUCCGUCUUGCGAGGCAUUUGUCUUGCGGGGCACCACUGUAAGGCCAUAAGGCUUUUAGGCUUGUGAAUCAGAGCACACAGCCCAGAUUACGAACUUGUCUCACUGUUGAGAUCUUUGUUGGAGGGCCAGCUUUGGAAAGUCCCUGUUUCUGAAGUGAGAUAGGGCUGCCUAUUCCUCUGGCCCCUUCUGUAAUGCUUUUUAGGUGCCGUGCAGAAUCCCUGUUGUAUCCCUAGGCUAUUGAUACUGUGUACGCUUUCUUUGCUGCUAGUUCUGCCCCCCCCUGUAUUGUAUCCUAACUUUCUUUUUUCUCUUUUUUUCUUAAUUUUUAUUGAAUUUUACAAAAAAAGAAAAUGAAACAAAAAACAAUACAUAACACUGUAAACACAUUUAUAUGCAUGUUUUCCAAAAUGCAAACUGAAAAAAGAAGAUGCUUUUCAUAACCAAUAGUAUUACCAAAGUCAUGCUUCAAAGAUUACAAUAUAUAAAUCUUAGUUAAAAUAUUAUAAAAGACUUCCACUGCAUUCACCGCACGUCUCUUAGUUAUCUCGCUCGCCUUCACAUCUAUUCUUCAAUCAUUUCCCUCCUUUAGAUUCUUUCAUAAUCAGUCAAAUCUUUAUGUUCUCUAUAUUCUUCACAAGGUUAGUCUAGGCACAACCAAACUUUCGUAUUUGAGCCCUGCUUGUAUAGAUAUUUGUUUAAGCAUUCCCAUUGUUUCUGAAUUCUGAUUUUUGAUUUAUGCCUUAUUAAAUCCAUCAGUUUUGCAAACUCCAGGUACUCACAUAGUUUACUUAACUAUUCCCCAUUUGUUGGGAUAUAAUUUCCUUUCCAGUGACUGGCUACCAACGUUCUCGCUGCUGUUGUUGCAUACAGAAAGAUGUUGAUUUUGUCUUGUAUGCUAACUUUCAUUGCUUGCUUUGUUGUAUUUCAGAUAAGCUGCCUUGAGAGUAGGUAGAGCAGGUUUGUAGCUCAGUAGCAGAGCCUGUGCUUUGGAAUAAAACAGUCAAGCCCCAGGAUUUCCAUGCAGGGCUGAGAGAAACACCUUUCUCAGAUCCCGGGCAGUGUCGACAAUACUGAGUUAAAUGAACCCAAUGGUCUGAUUCAGAAUAUGAGGGAGCUUCCUUUGUUAGGUAUAAAUAUUUGUGUGAGAGAGAGAUAAAUUCAGCACUGCCACAGUGCCUCUCUGUUAGGUGGCGAAAUCCCUUAAUAGAUGUGGGCAUUUUUUUAAAAAAAAGUGGUGGUGAUAGCUGCCCUGAAAUAUACUGAAUUUUGCAAAAGGAAACAAAAACCCUGAAAUAUUGCAGGGUGUUGAUUUUACAGCCUGCAUGCUAUAUCCUGUACUGCUCAAAUCCAAACGCAGCACGUGGCUAAUAAUGUAUUAUCAGUAGUUAGGUCAUAAAUCAUAAGCAUCCACGUAUAAUAUAUGCAUAGUUAUGCAAAAGUUCAUAAACAAGAAAUAGUAAGCGUAAUAAAUUGCUGUCAGGGAACACCCUGAUGAAGGCACAGUAGUCAGUGUCCAGCAAUAUUGUAGUGGUAGGUGCUCCAACGUAGGGAGAAUAUAUUCAAACCGCUGUAGAGUGCAGCAACAAACAGCAAACAAAACAGGACUGCAGCAGGAAUGCAAGCAAAACUGUUGCUCAUCCGUGGCAGAUAGGAAUUGCCUCCUGACAAAUAGGGAGGGAAACUUUCAAUGCACUCCCCCCCCAAAAAAAUCAAUAGGAAAUGAAUUUAUUCUUUGUUUUUAGGCAUCAAAAGAUUAACUUAAACAUGUGUAGGUGACUAGCUGGUAACUUUCAUGGACUUAUUAGUCGGGAUAAAAUUGCAGGUGCAUACUUUUCAUAUGGGUCUUAUCACAGAAUUUGUUUAUUUGAAUCAUUUUCGCUCCGGCCUUCAGCCAAGAAAGACUCCCAGUGUGGCUUUCAGCCUUCACAACUUGAAAGAUGUGACACGAAAGGAAAAGGGAUUGGGGAGGGAGGAGGAGGAAAGCAAACACAGGCAGUGGUUCUUAAUUAAGAGUUUCAGGUCAUGGGGUUGGAUCUCAGCCCUGAGUGUGAGUGAGUGAGAGAGAGAGUGAGAGAGAGAAAGGGAUCAAGCACUGUCCUUGUAAUGAAACCUUUUUCUUCCCUCUUCUCCCUGCAGUCUGUUUGCCUUCUAUGAUGAUAACGAGAAUGUGAGAAAUAUGACAUCACAGCCGGUGAGUGAAGCUAGACUGCCUAAUUGGGGGGAUGGAGCCGGGGCAGCAGCAUGUUGAAAGAAAUGUACAUUUUGGUUUACUUGGAAAGGAAGUUGGUACAGUCAUACCUCGGGUUACAGACACUUCAGGUUGCAUGUGUUCAGGUUGCGCACAAGAUUUUGGACAUAAUAUUAUGUUUGCUGACUGGGAACAGUUAUGGACCACAGGUAUGAAAUUUACGGCAUGUAAUGCCCUAAGAGAGAAUAUUAUGAAAAUGAUAUACAGGUGGUACAUAACCCCAGUCAAGCUUGCAAAAAUUUACCAUCUGCCUGAUAAUAAAUGUUGGAAAUGUAAGGAAAUUGAAGGUACAUUUUUUCACCUUUGGUGGACGUGCCCAAAGAUUAAGGCUUUCUGGGAAAGGAUAUAUAAUGAAUUAAAAAAGGUAUUUAAAUAUACCUUCUUGAAGAAACCAGAGGCCUUUCUCCUGGGCAUAGUCGGCCAAUCGGUGUUAAAAAAGGAUAGAACUUUCUUUAUGUAUGCAACAACAGCAGCAAGAAUACUUAUAGCAAAGUAUUGGAAGACACAAGAUUUACCCACUGUGGAAGAAUGGCAGAUGAAGCUGAUGGACUAUAUGGAACUGGCGGAAAUGACUGGUAGAAUCCGUGACCAGGGAGAAGAGUCGGUGGAAGAAGAUUGGAAGAAAUUUAAAGAUUACCUACAGAAACAUUGCAAAAUUAAAGAAUGUUAGAGUGAUGAUGGAUUGAAAUUAAGUGGUUUCUAGCUGCGCAGGCUUUAAAGUUAUAUACAGAUCAAGAUUAAGGAUUAGGAUUAAAAAGGUUAAAAGAAAUGGAAAAUUGGCUAUUAAUAGAUAAAAAUUUAAUGUUAUAUUAUAUUAAGAUUAAGGAUUGGGAUUAAAAAAGAGGGGAAGGAAUUGCUGGACAAACAAACUGAAUUGGAAUACAAAAGAGGGAGGUAUGAGGAGGUCCAGAAAAUAAGUAAAUUCAAAAGUAGUGAUGAAAAGAUGGAAUUGUUUUUAACUGUUUUUUCUUUUUUUUCCUUUUUGUAUUUUGUAUUGUGUAUUUUUCUUUUUACUUUUAAAUUCUUUUUUUUUUAUUGAUGUGUUUCUUUUUAUCUGAAACUUUAAUAAAUAUCAUUAAAAAAAAAAAAAAGAAGCUAGACUGCCUAAUUGGGGGGAUGGAGCCGGGGCAGCAGCAUGUUGAAAGAAAUGUACAUUUUGGUUUACUUGGAAAGGAAGUUGGUACAGUCAUACCUCAGGUUACAGACACUUCAGGUUGCAUGUGUUCAGGUUGCGCACCGCACCGAACCCGGAAGUACCAGAACCGGUUACUUCUGGGUUUCGGCGCUCGUGCAUGCGCAGAAGCGCUAAAUCGCACUUUGCGCAUGUGCAGAAGUGCCGAAUCGCAACCCGCACAUGCGCAGACGUGGCGCUGCGGAUUGCAAAUGUUGCGGGUUGCGAACGUGCCUCCCGCACGGAUCACAUUCGCAACCCGAGCGUCCACUGUGUUGGGAAAGGAGGAUGUUUUGAAUUUUUAAUAUCUUGUUUUAAACUUGGAUUUCCAUUGGUAUUUUUAAAUGCGCGCGCGCGCGCACACACACACACACACACACACACACACACACUGGUAUCUUGGUACUCAAACGGCUUGGCUCUCAAACAAAUCAGCUCCCGUACGCUGCAAACCCAGAAGCUUACGAACGUUUCCCGGAAGCCGAGUGUCCGACGCAGCUUCCGCUUUGAGUGCAGGAAGCUCCUGCAGCCAAUCGGAAGCCGCGCCUUGGUUUUCGAACCAUUUCAGGAGUCGAACGGACUCUCAGAACGGAUUAAGUUCGAGAACCAAGGUACCACUGUAUAUAUCUUAGAAUGUUCCUGUCAGUUGCAAGUCCGCUCCUCAUCAACCUAAAGGCCUAGAUUUUGAAUGUACAGUGGUACUUCGGGUGACAGAAGCUUCUGUUUACAGACUCUGCUAACCCAGAAAUAGUACCUCGCGUUAAGAACUUUGUUUCAGGAUGAGAACAGAAAUCGUGCGGUGGUGGCAGCGGGAGGCCUCAUUAGCUAAAGUGGUGCUUCAGGUUAAGAACAGUUUCAGGUUAAGAAUGGACCUCCAGAACGAAUUAAGUUCUUAACCUGAGGUACCACUGUAAAUAUUUCUAGGCUGGUUUUCUUCCAUAAGACAUUCAAAAUGGCUCCUGAAGGCUGGCGGGGGGGGGGGUGUGCCUCUGGAUUUGAAAUAUCAGAGGAAACUCAAAGCAUUCCAGGCCUAGUUAAAACACAUGUGUAAGAACCAGGACCUCAAAAUCCCGUGGAAAGGUACGUGUCUCUUGCGCGUUGCAAUCUAAAGACACAACCAAGCGACACAUUAACUGGUUAAAAAAUCCCAUGCAAUUGGUUUUGUCUUCAGCUUCAUGACAGGGCAUUUUUUUUAAUUCUUAUUUUUUGAGCAGGAGUUUAAAUGGUCUCGUUUCUCCUUUCUCUCAGGUCUACCUGCUGGAUACCUUUGGCUUGAAGACUCUGGACGCUCGAGGCGACAUCGUUUUUUACAAAAUGCCAGGCGUCACCCACACAAACUGGCACUCCAACCUCACAGUUUAUGACACUUGCAUUGCCAAAUGGUUGACGUAGCUGGCGGGGACUUGAGGAGAAGCUGGCAGAGGAGGAGAGUGUCCUAAACCGAGAUGCGCUGUGGUACCUCAUCUUGGCAUUUCUUCCCAACCGAGAAGAAACCCCGCUUUUGUUACCUAUAGCUUUUUUUGUUUCGUUUUUAUUUUUAGGAUGGUUGAUAUUUUCUUUCAUAGUGGAAGAAACCUUUUUUUCCCUGCAGGACCUUUUGGGGAAGGCUGGGAGCAGUUUGGGGGAUUCCAGGGGGCUGCCGGGCAGGAAAUGUUCGUGCCAUUUUUUAAUUUUUGGCAGCUCCGAGCGAUGAAAACUGCAGGAAAAACCGCAAAAGGACAAUUCAACAGGAUCAAAUACUUGAGGAGAAUUGGGGGAGGGGGAGGGGAUUUAGGCGCUGAAUUUAGCGAAGAGACUGAAAUCAGGAAAUGUAUUACAUUUAAAUGCAACAGAUAAUGUUCCUAUUUCAUAUUUCCCGCUUCCAAACCUCUUGCAGAAAUCUAUGCCUUGUGGAAGCUGGCCAUAUUUCUCUUUGAAAUUCUGACACUGAAAAGGUUGGAUUUAGAAAAUGCCUUUUCAAUUGGACUUUUUAAAAAGACAUCACAUUCUUUCUGGCAAAAAUCUGAAUACUGUUUCUAAUGGAGACUAAAGUUCCAGAAAGGUGACAGAAACUAAUUGUGAGAACGUUUCAAUAAGCUAACAUUAUUUUGCACAGAUAAGUUGAGAUUUCUGCUUUGACAUUUCAACAGAGAAGAUGGGUCAGCUUGUAGUAUUUUACCAAAAGCCCAGUUCCCUGGCAUUUUCAAAUUUUAACCAUGUAGGUGUCACCACAAAAUCAUCUAAUGGUUCAGGGUUGCCAUUUUUCCAGUAAUUUGCUUCAGUCUUUUUGUUUGCACCACAAUGUUGGAAGGAGCUUCAGAGCUCAGUCCUCCAAUCAUAGAUCAAAACAAAUAUUUUAAAUUAUUGACUAAAUGGAAAGGCAAUAUGUAUUUAUUAUAAAUGUGUAUAUUUCCCCUCCUCCUUUAGAAGCACAUUCUCAGAAACUCAGGUUAGCAACAAAAAUCAAUGCAGACAGACACUUCGUCGUUUGCUCUGUUGUCUAUAUUUUUUAAAAAAUGAUAUGUGCUUAAACCACCCAGUGACAGCUGUUAAGAGGCAGCUGCUGGCUGAUUUUGGGAGAGCAUCUGCUAAAGUACCCUCAUCUUUUGGAGGGAAAACUGCAGAGCUUCACCACUUACAGAAAGGGAAAGGGACCUGGCGCCCUUUCUGAUGUUUUGGGACUACAACGUCCAUCAUCCCUGACUGCCGGCCAUGGUGCUUGGGCUGAUGGGAGUUGGAGUCCCCCAAGAUGCGAAGGGCCACAGAUUCCCCACCCGCCUGCUACAGUAUUAACUCUUACUAUCACCAAGGUACAAUAGGACAUAACGCAAUAGGACUCAGGUUUAACGCUGACUGUGGAUCCAGGCUGUGUUUAUGUGAAGCACAUUCAUUUCCUCAAAUAAUUACAGGCGCUGUCGUUUACCCCUCACAGAGUUACGAUUCCCAGCAGCCCUUAACAAACUGCAGAAAAGAAUGUGCCUCAAAGUGUAUACUCAGCUGGAGUUUGAAAAGGAAAUGAAAAGGGAAAUGAAGACAAGACAGGGUUCACUUUCAGCUGCACUUGGUGAGGCUUGAGGGGGAUAAUUAUUCUUGGAAAUGUUUUACAUGCUAUGUGGAAUGAGAGAAUGGAACGCUAGACUGCUCCACUUCUAGCAGCAGUGUUUUUGAAUGUUCCUCCACAUAAAAGAAAAACACAAAUCCUUUAUGUAGUAAACUGGUACACUGGAGAGAAAUGCUUAGCUUAGCGCUUUACCUGUUGUCUUAGCUGCCUGCAUGCUACAGAAGGGGCUUUUUAGCAGGGGAACAUCUAGAAAUGUGACCCACACAUGCCUGCAAUCAGCAGUCAGGCCACCCAGACUCCUUAUCCCUCCCUUUCAUUCAGUCUAAUAUGUUGAUCAGCGGGCUCUUAAUGUGUUUUGACGUUCUUCCUUUGAUGAGGUGAUGACCAGAGCUGUCUAGAUAGCCCAGCUAGCAAGCAAAUGGGCAGUAUUCAAAUUUCAUCAUGCAAAGUUUGAGUUCGUUUGCACAGGCUGCCUGGAUUUUUUUUUAAAAAAAUAUUAUUUGGAUAAAUCAGCCGAAAGGCGCAAAACUUAGGGUUUUACUGUAACGUAUGGCAAGCAAGGUAGAUUGUAGAGUUGAGGAAAAUCCUCACUACAGUGGUACCUUGGGUUACAUACACCAGGUUACAUACGCUUCAGGUUACAGACUCCACUAACCCAGAAAUAGUACCUCGGGUUAAGAACUUUACCUCAGGAUGAGAACAGAAAAAGUGUUUGACUAUCGCAGCGGCAGCAGCAGGCCCCAUUAGCUAAAGUGGUGCUUCAGGUUAAGAACAGUUUCAGGUUAAGAACGGACCUCCGGAACGAAUUAAGUACUUAACCCAAGGUACCACUGUAUUCCAAAGUAAAAGUGCAGGUAGUGGAGGUGAUUAAUAUCUGAGGUGCCAGAUUGCUGUGAGGUACUGAGGACUUCCUCCGAUUUUCUUCCUUGGCGUGAAUAGCAUUUUCGGUUUGCUGUCCGAGCACCAGAAGAAGGCUACAUUUGCACUGAACUCCCAUCUUUGCUUAAGGUGCAAAAAUCCUUGUUCCAGGUUUGGCUGAUUGACAUUGGGACCGAUAGGGCAGGAAGGAGGGAGGCCGGCAGUAGGUGGCGCCGGAGCCAAUGGCAGGCAGAACCAACGAAUUCUACUUUUGUCCCUAUCCUCCUCCCUGCCGAGUCCUCUAGGGGGCAGCACUAAGCAGGUGGAAGCUGACAGGCAGCACCACCCUCUGGUUGUAAAUAAGAAGGCAGGCAGGUCUGGAAUAGCAGAGAGCAGGAGGACAGUGGGGCAGACUGACAGUGGUGCUCUUGAGUGUGCCCCAUUCCAUUUUCCAUAUAAGUCAAGGGUAGGCAACCUAAGGCCCGGGGGCCGGAUGCGGCCCAAUCGCCAUCUCAAUCCAGCCUGCUGAUGGUCUGGGAAUCGGUGUGUUUUCACACAAGUAGAAUGUGUCCUUUUAUUUAAAAUGCAUCUCUGGGUUAUUUGUGGGGCAAAGGAAUUCGUUCAUUUCCCCCCCUCCAAAAUAUAGUCUGAGGGACGGUGGACCGGCCCACGGCUCAAAAAGGUUGCUGACCCCUGAUAUAAGUGAAUGGAUGCAUUUCCUUCACCGGGGGGGGGGGCGGCAGAGAGUAAAGCAUUGCAUUUUGGGCCACGGCUGCUGAGGUAAAGCCUUGGCAUUCGGUUGCAAACAUUUGGCACUGCCUUCCCAUGCAGCUGUCCAGUUUUAGCAAAGGUCUUAAGAUCCUUCUAGCGGGAAGUGCCAAGGACUGGAGGUCCUAAUAAUAGAAUAAGGACCUUUUAAAAAAUACGCAUUUGGGGUUUUUUUUGCAAAGCAUGUUCUGUACUUUUCCACAUGUGAACAUAGCCCCAACGAAGUCACUUGGGUUUGUUUCAGAUUGUACUUUGUUUCAGGACUUCACCUUCAGAAAUGUUCAUCAUAAUAAUUAUUAUUAUUUUGAGGCUCAAAUAGUUAGAAAAAUUGAUGGACAUUUGUGUGUGAAAUUAACAGAACUUGGGAGUGGGAGCUGUUUUGAGGAGUUCAUAAUUUACUAGCCACUAGUGUGGAUUUUAGCAGCAUUGGUACAGUACUUCAUAGUUCUGCAGAAGCUUAAGAUUUUAUUUACCGUAUUUUUCGCUCUAUAAGACGCACCAGACCAUAAGACGCACCUAGUUUUUGGAAGAGGAAAACAAGAAAAAAAAAUAUUCCGAAUCUCAGAAGCUAGAACAGCAAGAGGGAUCGCUGCACAGUGAAAGCAGCAAUCCCUCUUGCUGUUCUGGCUUCUGGGAUAGCUGCGCAGCCUGCAUUCGCUCCAUAAGACGCACACACAUUUCCCCUUCCUUCUUAGGAGGGAAAAAGUGAGUCUUAUAGAGCAAAAAAUACGGUAUUUUUUUUGUGUUCUCACAUGCAAUGUCUUGAAGGUUUUUUGGGUUAUUUUUGCCAUGUAGCUAAUAUAGGAUAAGGGAUAAGGAAAUGUUUUUGGCAUGAAUAUUUAUUUUUAUCAUAUGGAAAGCUGAAGCAGUACACAUUUUGGAUCUGACUUGAAGUAGUAGAAGUAAGUGUCCCCCAAAUUUCUGAUGGCCAAGGCAUGCUUUUAGUUGUUGUUGUUGUUGUUGUUGUUGUUAAAAUUGGAAGUGCAGGUGCUGUUGUUACACCUGAAAACCUUUCCUUUGGAAUGUGUAUGAGUCAGAACAGAGAAUCUCACCCCUUUAAUUUCUGCAUGAGCUGCUGUCAUCUAGACCUACCUCCUGAUUUAAAAGUGAGACUUCUGGAACAGCAGCCAUUGCUUCAACCGACAUUUAAAGCACACAGCUUCCCGCAAAGAAUCCUGGGAACUGUGGUUUGUUGAGGAUGCUGGGAAUUGUAGCUUGGUGGGUGCCAAUAUUCUUUGCAGGGAAGUCAUGUUUUUCAAAUUUAUGGUGUGGUCCUCCUGCCUCGUGUCCCUUUAGAAGGGGUGGUUUGUCCAAUGAUUUUCCAAUCAUGCCUGAUGCAGAGACAGGGCCGAAUUGUUUUAUCCUAUCUGCUUGCCUCCCAUAUCUGGAUUUGGAGGAAAGAGGUGCUAAACCAGUUAAUCGUUCAAGGAGUUUGGUGGGGGUUCACACAGACUUGCUCUUAGGGUGGCAAGUUGUGGACUACCCUGAGUUGGAUGGCGAGCCUGUGGCAAUGAAUUCCCGACACAACCACCCAUCCCACUUCCAGAAGGGUUGUGAGGGUGGGGUGAUCUGGUUGUGUGGCAAGGAGAUCUGGCAGCUGCUCAGCAUGUAUCUGGUACUUGCUUGUGUCCUCAGCGUGGCAUAAGUUACCUCUGAGCAGCUGCUGAAACCCUUUUCAAAUUGGGGUUAAUGCAAUUUGGGGGCUGCUUUUGAAGAGGGUAUGUACAUUUCUAACCACAAUCCACACACUACAGCCCUAUUUUUCUCAAUCUUUUGUCCAAUGUGGGACUCAAACCCACAACCCUGAGAUUCAGAGUCUCGUGCUCUACCGAAUGAGCUAUCCCAGCCUAGUUACAAUGGUGGGAAUGACUCAGCUAAUGAGUCCCAUCAGCAAAAGCCAUGUGCAUGGGCUUCGGCUUUUGUAAUAGGGCUCCCCCUCUAUUCACCCUCAAAAUUGGCUUGGGGUGGCGGCGGCGAGGUCAAUAAAACAGCACACAAGGGGAGGAGAAGCAGCGAUUGCUCCAUCUGGCCCAAAUGCUUGCUGGGACAGAUCGAUCUUAGUGCAACGUUGAGUUGGCAUCUGUUUUGUCUCGGGACAUUGAAUUCCUCCCAUUAAGUUCCUUGAGAGGAUGAGCAGAGGAGACCAUUUGCAGAACAGGUGAUCCUGGCAUUGCAUCCUCGAGAGCAAGUGAGAAGAGUGCAUGAAAAUGAUAAAAAAGUGAGUUUCCCCCCCACAAUGUAAAGCUAUUGUUUCUCAUUUUCCCGUGUUCUAAUAGCACAUAUCUGUGAAUAGCACAUGAUCUAUGAGACUUAGAGGAACUAUUACAGCCCGUGUGGUUUCUUUCUUUCUAAAUCUUAUUUGCAUCCCUGAAAAGCUUUAAUAUAAUCUGCAUUUCUCACACUGCCUUAUGUGAGGUUCCCGCCCCCCUCUUCUGUUUAGGCCCUUUGUAGCUUGUGUCUUCAAACUUAUGUACAGUUUAGAGCAGGCAUAGGCGAACUCCAGCCCUCCAGAUGUUUGGGACUACAAUUCCCAUCAUCCCUAGCUAACAGGACCCAGUGGUCAGGGGUGAUGGGAAUUGUAGUCCCAAACAUCUGGAGGGCCGGAGUUUGCCUAUGCCUGGUUUAGAGUGAAGACAAAAGGAAACUUUUAUUUUCUUUUUUAGAGAGGUGGGGUUGCUCCCUAAGUACACUUCGCUACAUUUAGUAGAGACAUUUCUUUUCCCCUGCAGGGCCAGACUCCAGAGGUGUGGGGGAUACAACUGUUUCAGGCUUGAACUGGAAACUCGCACGUGGGAAGCGAUUGGCAGGUUUCCCAUCAUGUCACCAAGGUCACAACAUACACCUCACACCAUUUUAACAACUUUAGGCUCUCCCAAAGAAUUCCGGGGACCGUAGUUUGUCCAGUGGUGCUGGGAACUGUAGCUCUGUGAGGGGUAAACUAUAGUUCCCAGGAUUUUUUGGGGGGAAGCCAUGACGGUUAAAGGCGAUAAAAAAAUGUGCUUUAGAUGUACAGUGUGACAGGGAUGUAAGAAAUGGUUUUUCGUCAACUGCUCUCUGCAGAAAGAAAACAUUAGGCGAUAAAGGAACCCAAAAAAAUCUAUGAACAUUCAUGUAGCAUUUCUGAAGAAUUAAAAAGCAGUUCAAAGUGAGAGCUGCUAUUCAAUUCGUUGGCAUGCCCCACCCUCAUUUUAGCUGUGCUUUGGGCCUUAUCUCACAACUGCCCUCUGUUUUUUUAUGUUCUGCCUUUACCUUUUUACAUGUCCCGUUGAACUUUUAUGAGUAUAAAUUCCUCGGCCUGGAGUUCCCUUACUGCCCACUGGGACUGUUUACAUAUUUAUGGUUUAAAAGAACCUUAUUUAUUGCUGGUAAGUUCUAAGCAUGGCUUGUCUGAUUGGGGGAGCGGCUAGAGUUCGUCUCCUCCAAAAAAAACCCCAACCCUGUGAGAAAUUCUUCCUCUGCCUUAGGGUCAGGCACAGUUUUGUCGAUGGGGUUACACAUGGCCUUCUUAUGUGGCCAAAGGAGGCUGGUUGCCUUCCCUGGCAUCUAAAGUCUCUCUGUAUUUAUAUGAAUAAAAGCAAUUUGUUCCCAAGAAGAAAA
Molecule: messenger RNA, 54356 nt
Organism: Podarcis lilfordi (Lilford's wall lizard)
Lineage: Eukaryota; Metazoa; Chordata; Lepidosauria; Squamata; Lacertidae
Source: the annotation of a GenBank genome assembly